AUGGCUUCUCCAAGGCACUUAGGUCGAGGGUCUGUGGACAUCACAAAUGUGAUGCAAAAACUGCAGGGUAAGUGUCACUUUUUUACUCAGCUGGCUCACAGGACAAAACAUUCUCUCCUCCUGCGCUGCUGCACUGUGGUAUAGUGCUGAUUCAAUGCCUGGGCUGUGUGCCCAUCUGAAGUUUGCCAGCUUCUGUAAAGCAGGAUGCUGCUCACGCAAAUGCUUACACACACACACACCCUCAGACACACUUACCCACACGGAAACAUUAAGCAUUCAGUUAGAAAACACUUAAUGUAAAUUAAACAGUUUUUGUCCUUAUAAGGGUUCAUGAUAAGUGAGGCACUGUCUGAUAAUGGUUUGUAUCCUCCAGUGUUUGCACUUAGUUUCACGAAAAAUACUUGCAUAGUAACAGUAUGCACAAAAGUUGCAAUGGUUAGACAUGUCUAUGAGAAUGUGAUCAGGCUGUUUGGAUUACUUGAAACUAUGUGAAAACCCCAAAAAUAUCUUGUUUUGGGAAAUUUGAUGUAAUUUGCACAUGGUGCCUUUGAUUUUUUCCCAGUAGCACAUAAUCUUGUUUGAGAUAAUGAGAAAAUUAAUGUUCUGUCAUGAAAUGUCUUGUGACCAACCAACCAAAAGAAAGAAAAAAAUAGGACACUUCACUGUUUGGCAGCCUAGAAAGGGGUUUUAAAUAAGUUACUUGGAGGAAUUUGAUGAAUACAACUAUGAGGCUUUUCUUGGAUUAGUUUGUCUUCACAGUUUCUGAUUUUCUGCGGUGAUUAGAAAACUAAAUCUGUUAUGGAGGGACGUGUUCUUUUUUCAAUCAUGCCAUUAUCACGGUAACAUCCUGUCUGAAUGCAGAGAGCUGCAAAGACACAACACAGAAAUAGUUGAAUCUUGAUUUGGUCACUUCUUAGAAGUUCAAGAUUUUAUCCGAGUCCUGAAUAAAGAGUUAUCUCCUUGAUUUGGUGGUUUCUUUGUAGAGCCAUCCAAAGCUUUACAACAUUUUGUCCAGUCUGAGUCUUGACAUGGGAUACUGGAUCACAUCAACUGUGGCUUGAUGAAUGCACAGACAGAGCACCGAACGAGACUAAAACCUGACACCCUUUCUGCCCUUGGUAAGAGAAUAGAUCGAUAGCCGGAGUCUCUCUUUGUAGGUAUCCCCCUUUUGUUACAAGGGCGUUAGGCUAUCACUACACACGUCUGGUAAAUUCUGGCAUCCGUUUUGAUUCAGUUAAAUUGUAUUUAAAGGUGUACAGCAUAUCAGGAAAUAGUUCAAGAUUUGGCUUGUUACCAUGGCAACCGUUAUGAAACAUCUGUCUGUGGUUGUGCCAGUGUUGGCCAGUUCCUGCCCUAGAGACUUUCAGUUUCCUGUGCAAAGCUAUUUCCAUUCAAUCUUUAUUAAUACAUACAGAUUGUGCGCAUAAUGAGUUUGAAGUAUGCUAUGACUAAGAAUGCCUGCAAUUUGGGUAUGAUCUCAUGUUGACAUCCUGACGUAAACUGGCUUUGAGUGAAUCAAAGUAAUUCAAGUGUCUCUAAAAAGGAGAGAUGUUUUAUCUUUUCCUUUUUGUAUAAUACAUCAAACCGAGAAAAAGAAAGCAUUCCAACCCAAAUUUAAUGAUUCAUAUCAAGUGUCAAAAAUCGAAUCGACUCAAAAAAUAAUCAGGCAGCUGUAAUACUGUAUGCAUAGAGGUGUGAUACAAAGUACCAGCUACUGUUGUGGGUUCAGAAUCUGAUGUCAUGUCACAUCUGGAAGACAUUAUUGUGUUAGUAGUUAUUGGUGCUCUGUAGAGGUUGUUUCUGCUGGUGGUCAAACUUGGCUUCCUGUCUUAAAAGAGUCCUGCAGAGAGACUUCAAACCCACUUCGACUAAGGCGACUGUCCAUGUGGAGGGAUGAAUUAAAGACGCCAGCUAAUUUGUAGCGCUGUGAAAAACAACUGGAUUAUCUUGUUAGUUUUGACAGCAUCGUGUUGAGAUUUUAAAGUGGAAGCCUCAAAAAGCUGUUGCAAUGAAAGGUUUCCACUUGUUGCUGUUACAUGGGUAUCUGUCUGUGUGAAUUUAGUACUGCAAGACUGAAGUAACAUCCUGCAGCCUUAAAUACCCUCAGGGUGUGACUGAUGUGUGUUAGCUGUCUGGAGAAGUGUGCAUGGCAAGCUCAUUGCUUUAUCAUGCCCGCGCUUUUGCGGGUUUCUUGUUGGUUUCAUUCUUGCUAAGGCUGUGUGUCAAACAGGAAAUGAUGAAAUGCAGCUGGUGUAAGGUUUGUGGAGACGUCAAUCAGAUCUAACGUCUCAGACUGACAGAGGAAAGCCCAUUAACGUGGAUCAUAUAUGCAGUCUUACAGAAUUCUUGUUUUUGAACAGAAACAAGACUAUACAUACUUCUAAUAUUAAAUAAAAAUCAGAUGAGACAUAUUGUACAGAUUUGUUGCGAAAAUGACAGUUUUUGAGCUGAUUGUGCUUUUCACUAACCCUGACUUUUUCAACCAAGCAAAAAACAAUCAGUUUAAUUGUACUGCAGAAUGUCAUUAAAUAGUUGUUUUGACAUCUUCAGCUGUUAUGAUUUUCCUGUCCAAACAAUCCAAAAAUAUGUAAUUGAAAAAUUAAUGAAAUUCAUGACAAGUGACUCAUCAGAAAUCCUUAAAGAGGCAGUAUGCAACGUUAACAUUUUUAGGUAGAAAAACACCGUCCUCUCCUAUUUUAAUACCUUUGUCACUCUUCCAGACAAGAUACCAGUACUGAAAUAAAAACCUGGGUGAUACCAAUACAGAUCAGAUACAAUACCAGACUAAAAUGAACAAGCUAAAUUUCUCUAUAUGAGGAUGAGACUGUGAAUUGUGUUUUGCAACAUUAGCCUAGUUCAACUCAGUAAACACAAAUAGAAAAAGUACGUAUAUAAAGCUAAUGCUCAAAACUGAACUAAUGUUAUAUAUUGAUGAAAUUGAUGUUGUGUUGCAAUUAUAAAUCCGUGGGGCACUGUUGGGACCUAGUGGCACCAGCGGUCUUUGUUGCAGUAAUCACUAGUUUCGACUCUCACCCACCUCCCCUCAUUUUCUAAAAAAAGGUACAACCAGCUUGUGGGUUCACCUCUCAUACCCAGACUGAUGAAUCAAACAACCUUUAGCGGCUUUCACAUUUUCAAACCAUCACUAGGAAGUUACUUAGGUCUUUGCAACACAGCUGAAAACACCACCUGCAUUGUGACAACUUCUGUUUUUGUUUGGAUGAACGUCUUUGAUAUGAUGAUGUUGGUUGGCUGCACUGGAGUUUUUGUAAUCAAGCAAAAUGUUUCUCCACUGCUGAACCUUUAAAGUUAGCUCCCUCUAUGCUACAUUAGCUCCUUGACUGGCAAAACUUUCUGCUGCACCAAUGAUGUAGUAUGAGUAGAUGUUUGCUAUAAACAAAGCUUUAAACUAAGAUGAACAGAUCAGCUCCAUGGAUUGGCUCUUUGCCACCAAUUCCUUGUUUAGGUUUUUGAGUUAGCGGUGAAUAUCUGAUUCCAGGGUUUGAUCAGUCUAUCAAACUUAUUAUCAUGCAAUCUGUCUGUUUGGUUUUAUGUUAGAAAAAUAACUUGAACAUUAAAUAAUCUUUAAAGAUGUUAAAUUAAUUUCAAUCACUCAUGUUAUCAGCUUCCAAGCACUCAAAUUUGUUUGCUUCUAUAGACUUCUGCUAAUUCUUCCAGUAGGAGUGCAAAAUUUCAUUUUUUAAAGACCACAGCCAACCACUGAGGUCGAGACAUCCAUUGUUAGGAAUCUAUUUUCAAACAAGAGGCCGGUGUAGUUACAUCACAGGUGAGAGAAAGAGAAGCUGGAUGCUGUCAGCUGUAAGAGAUGCUUCUACUCUACAGUGUCAGCGACAGCUGCCAGGAACAGACACUGAUACAGUCUCAUGAAGAGAGCCUCAUUCCCACGUUACUCAGAGCCAAGCAAACAGAGGCUGUUGUUUUAAGAUAGAUAUUUAAUUUUUUACGGCUCAGCUUAAUUUCCUUAUUUUUGGUGACGUAUGGUUUAGUGGGGAAAAAUCAUUCAGAAAGCAUAAAUCAAGACUGUCAAAGAGCCCUGAACGGACGGCUUCAGGAUCCUGUCUUGUUUGCGUGUUGAAGCUAAGUAGGGCUGCUCUUGACUAAAUGGAACAACAGCAGAGUGAAUGGGCUUUUACAGUGCUCCCAGGUGACCCACACAGGCCAGUGAAGCCAAGCACCUUUAGUGCAGUAUUGCCAAAGGUAUCAUCUGUCCUAAGAUCACCUUAAGUACUACAUUACUCAUGUGAAUAGCAGAGGCUUUAGUGGUUUGAUCCACUGUGUGGUGUUUGUUUCCAGGCUUUCCACUUUUAAUUGCCACUCAGCUGCUGGUGCUACAUCAGGCUUAAUUAAGUCAGUUGAUUCGGACAUAAUGACUCAGUGAUGGGGAGCCGUUUUACAUGAGGAUUUCAUGCUUGUCAGAGCUACAACAUUCAGGCCUGACCCACAAACAUUAUGUUCAAAGUAAAGGGUACAUAUGUGUUCAGGACUCUGGACAGCUCCUUAAUAGCUACAUGGAUCUUAAAAGGAACAGCUGGAAUAACAAGGGAACCUCUGUCUGUGUUUGGGCAAGUUUCAAAUGUGUGAAUUCUUUGGCACAUACAACCUCAGUCCCACACGCUUUACAGUGAAAGCACGGUACCUUUUUUUCACAGUGGAGCCAUUUUCUUUGCUUCUGGUGCAUCUUCAUUCACCAUAUCCCCAUUACCAACUUCAGGAGUUACACGUUAGUCGGCCUACAGUGGAUAUCCCAGAUUGAAGGUUUGAAUUAACCAAGCUAUGAUUAGAAUUAGACGCUCAGAAAGUCAAGCUGAUGUUGGAUUGUAUAUAAACAGAACAGCAGUUGAUUAGUAAUGCCUCAACCACUCUUCACUGUGUCGGCAAUCUUUUACAAAGAGAUAGAAUAAAAAGUUGCACCACAACAAUUAUUUCCACACAAAUGUUCCCAGAUGUAUUUUUUAAAAUUAAAAUAUUGUAGUAGCAUAUGUGACCAAAAUGUGCAUAUUUACAUUAUUUAGAUAUUUACUAGGACGUGGAGGUAUGUGUGGUCAACUUUUGAGACUUAUUGACUGAAGGUUUUUUUAUUGUUAUAUUAUAGUUAAAGCUGCUAUGAAGAAGUUUUUGUUUGUGUUGACUUUGGUGCCCCCUGUGGAUGAAGUGAUACUUCUCAUUACUUGUUCUGUAAAUAUAAAAAUAGUGUUUUCAGACUCCUUCUGCUGUCCACUUUCAAGUAUUUGACAUUGCCAAAAACAGAGUAAUACCUUAUCACUCUGCAUUGUUAGAAAAGCAGUGCUGAGAAAAGAAUGUCUGUAUUCCAUUCAUUUGCAUUCACAGCAAAUGUUUGCUUUGAAAAGAGCCACAUCUGUACUGCAGUGGGUGAUAGUAUCAUUCUGGGAUGCACCCACAAUCUCAGGGCUUUUAAAGCUUCUUUGAGGAACUUUUAGUCUGAAUUAAUUUUUGGUAUCUCCUGAGUAAAAAGCUGUAUCUUUUAUCUCUGUGUUGAUCAAGUAAUAUAAACUCAUUAUUUGACACCAUGCAAGGUGUCUGCCCUAGUUUUUAAACAUUCAAAUGAUAUCCAGCCACAGCUAUCUCUAGUGGAAACAAAAACAAAGGAUGUCCUUUUGCUGCAGGGCUUGGAAAAUGUAGCAUUGGGCGUUUAAUGCUGACCUUUUACCCUCCACUUUUGCUUACAGUUACAGGAACCUGAACCUGUCAGAAGGCACACCCUAACUGUCCAAAAUAAAGUAACAAUAACUGAGCAAACACAUGGUUUAUUCUCCAGAUAGGUGGGUGUUAAAUGAUUGAAAAUCACAUGAACUUGAUUUUAAUUUGUGCCAAACCUGUAAUCUGUAAUCCUGACCUUUUCUUGUUUGGAUUUAGCUUUCCAUGAACGUAAGCACCAAUUGUGGUAUUUUCUAAGGCUCUUUGUUCCAAGUGCUCACAGCUGUCAACAUGUUUUUAAUGCCCCUGCCUCUAACCUUUUGCUGUUUUGAUGUAAGAAAAAAAAAAAUCCAUUUUCACCCAAAUAGCUUUUCUGGGCCAGCUCCACCAGCGGUCUGUAGAGCAGUAUUAAUAGAAACACAAGCUCAGGCCUAUUUUUAGUGUAUCAGAAAAGCUUUUAGUCUGCUGGUGGUCUUAAAAGAAUGAAGGGAUUUUUCUGCAGGAGAUGCUAAACUAUGAAGUACAGCGCCGUACUUAUUUAUUAUUGUAUGUUUUUAGAUGAGUGUACAGAGAGAACAGACCAGUCAGAGCUAAAGUAGUUCAUCUAGGUCUUACAGGACAAAAAGGGAUAUGCUUCAAAGCUUUUACACAAAAUUGUGUGUGCAGCGGGAAUCCCAAGGUGGGUGUGUCUCCCUUUGUCGUCACAAUAGCAUUGGCAGUGAGAGGGAGCAGGUGGUAGAUGUCAUUCACCAGCCUCAGCAUUAAUUAUUAAGAUUUGUAGCACCAUGGUGAGCUUCAUGCAGCAGUCUUUUAAUCUUGUUCAGGCCUUCUUAAUCAAUGGGCCCAUGGGGACUUGAAUUGAUUAAACAGUCAGAUGAUAAAAGGAAUAAUUAGAGAAACUUUGAAAAUUCUAUAUUUUUUUGUAAUCACAGCCUCGGAGAUUGUUUUCAUUUUGAAAAUGUGUUAGUCCUAUUAAAGAUUAGACAAAUCUCAGAGGCAGACACCAUCCCCCUGCCCACCACACAUCCUCACAUGAAUCGGGAUAAUGCAGGCAGCCAGAGCAGUGACAUCACCGCCUCCUUCAUCCUGAUUGGUGGAGCCAUGCUUCUAACUGAUCUCUCCAGCCUCAGACGGUACGAUGAUACAGCCAGCAGUGCAGCGGGGGCUGUGCACAUCCAAACAGGCAUGGCUUCUCUGGAUGGAAAAAACACAGGAAGAUGGAAAGAUGGGGUUGUAAAUGACCCUGUCUGCUAGAGGUUUCUCCUCUGCUGCCUGCGUGUGUGUGUGUGCAUGUGUGUGAGCGUGUGUGCCUGUGUGUGAGAGUGUCAGGGAGGAGGGGACGAUUUCAUCCCAGCCUCCAGCAGCUCUUUUGCUUCCACCGGGGGAAACCAGGCAGCCAGAUCUGUUUUGCUUCCUGCUGGAGAGACUAGGGGAAAGGACAACUGUGUGAUUCUGUGCUUGUUUUCCCACUGUGGAUCUUUAUGCACCCUGGAACUCAUGAAAGGCAAAGGGAGAGAGCCCGAGAGUGGGUUGUAGAAUGGCUCACAUUAAGGAUGUAUCUGUCAGGAAGACUUCUUUAAAUCUGGUGACUGGAUUUUUUCAGUAUCUCCGUGGUAAGUAGGGCAGCAGCACCCUUCGUCUCUCAUCCGUGUGCACAUACGUAGCUAAUCUGGGAUAUAAAUAGAGAAAUAACAUAUGUGGAUUGUUUGUAGGUGAAUCCCUGCUACAUGAACUAGUUACAGUGUAAUAUACUGCACACACACAGAUGUAUGUGUGCUGCAUCUGUGUGUGUGGAUAUGUGUGGGCUAUGCUUCAGUGGGCAUCCCCUGUGCAUCAGUGAUGUAGCAUUUGCCUGUAGGUUAACAUCAAGUCUUUGCUCCUUGUAUAGUGUUCGCACUGCUUCUCGAAACACGUGACCACAGUCUAUAUCUCCAAGGGUGGGUGUUUAAAAAUGGCCACUGUGUGUGUAUGUGCAGUGUGCAGCACUUUCCUGCUGGCAUGCGUGACAGGGUGUUAGAAAUCAGUCCUCGACCCAACACCAGGACCACUAUGGGAGAAGAAAUCAAUUGUUUUGUUAUACAUGUUGCAUAAUGCAUGAAGCACUGUGCCUGAAUAUAUUAAAGCGACCACAAAAGAGGCUGGGAGUGACCCAAACAAUCACGCAUGUUAAUACUGAGCACAGCAACGGAUUGCAGCAUGUGUAGGCAGAAACUCUCCCUCCACUCAUUCUCUAAUCUCCUCAUAUGACCUCCUUCUGAAAGCUCUCCUCAGGAGAAUCUAGCAGGCUUGUGUUACCCACAUUGCAACAUCUAAUCUUUGCAGAAGUCCUACUCAGUGACAUGCUUGUUGCAGGGCUGCCGUAAUGCCCCUCACUAUCCCAGAAGCAGCGUAGAAUAAUGUGGUAUUAAGUCGGAUCAAGCAGGACUCAAGCAUGGGAACGUCCUACCAAAGCUGUCGGACUUUAGGUAGUGAUUAAUAUUUGAUGUGUUUUAUGCUGGCGUGGUAGCUAUAAAUUCGACCAUAUCUAUUUCAGGAAUCAAUUGGCUGCCACUUUACAGGGAGAACAAGUCUGCAAUCUCUGAUCAAGUUCCAAUGUGCAGGUGCAUCUUAACAAACUAGAAAAAUGAGUGAAAGUCCUGUAUGUUUGAUUCAAAAAGUCAAACGUUUGUUAUUCUAUACUCAAUAAAUGUAAAGUGAAACAUUUCAAGGCUUAUUUGUUUUGAUUUGGAUGAUAUUAGCUAAUGAAAACCAGAUAUCAAAUAUCUCAAAUCAUUACUUUAUCUCAUACAUUCAAUAAAAAACAUAAAUUUCCAACUUAUAAAAGUAUGUUCAUUGAUGCAAUCAGUAUUUGGUUAGGGCUCCUUUAGCAUCACCCAUAGAUUUAGGUCGGUUCAGAUGAGUAGGCUGGCCAAUCAAACACAUUAAUAUCAUGCGUAGUUAAAUAUUUGGUAGUAGUUUUGGUGCGGUUGGCAGGUGCUAAGUCCUACUUGAAAAGGAAAUGAGCAGUUCUACGAAACUUGUCAUCAGAUGCGAUAGUUGUUUCCUCUUUCCUGAAGACGUCUGUGCGUGGCGGCUCUUGAUGCAACAUCACCAGCUGCAGUCUACUCCUUGGGAAACUCAUCAAAGUUCCUCAGUCAACUCUUCUCAAUUACCUUCUCAAUCUCUGUUACUUGUGCACCAGUGACCUUUUCCUAGUCGGUUUUCCAUUUACCGUGCUUUUACCACUCUGCUUAGAGCCACCCUUUAAAGAAACUUUCUCUAACUAAUUGUCCUUGUUGAAGAUACUCAAAAUUGAAAUGGAAAAAUGCUUGUGAUAUUUAAGUAUAUUUUAUCUUCACUUUCUCAGACUGAUCGAAAAUCUUGAACUAGUAUAACCUGUUGAGAUGCACUUGUACACCUCUUUUUUUAAUGAAAUCUCCUCCCCCUCAAGUGUGAGUCUCAGGUCAAGAAGCCACCACCAUGUUUUCAUCUGUUCUCUGUGCUUUCAAUUCCAGAUGAGCAAGAGGCAGUGCAGAAGAGAACCUUCACAAAAUGGAUCAACUCUCAUUUAGCAAAGGUAAGUGUGGAUCUCCCCUCAUGCUCUCUGCUGCUGCUUCCACAUCACAUGCCUGGCAUAAAUCACCUGACGGCAGCUGGAGAUUUUACAAGCUCAUAUAAACACAAAUUGUCCAAGCAAUUACAACACAAGUGAGUUGGAAGCUGUGCCAUGUUGGCCUUCAUCAUCAGAGACACUUUGGCUGUUUUAUUGCUCGGCAUGAUUAUGCAGCUCCUCCUUGGUUAGUGGUAUUUCAGGCUACUGACCCGUCAUCCCUGCAGAGAGCGCUGACUAGAUGAUGAGCCAUGCUGUGCAACAGUAAUGGCCCCUAAUAACACUACACAAGAUGAUUGAAUUUAUCCGGUUAACUGAAAACAAUGGCAACAUUUGUUACUUAAGCGUUUAAAAUCAAAUCAUGUUUAAUGGAAGAUGGUUUGUUUAUGAUGACGAUUUGCUUAGUGUAAUGACGGAGAAGGAACACACCCUUUACCCAUGAGUCUACUGUUUCGUUUCCCUGAGAGGAGAAGCUCUGAAAAGGUCACGCCGCUCGCUGCUUUCCUGUAUAGAUGGCGCAGACAUGACAGAGAUAAGAGGCAGAGAUGUUUUAAGGGAGCUCACCAGUGCCAUUUGUACAAACAUGAGCUGCUGUAGUGUUAGAGAAGUGAGUUUAUGUGGGCAUAUGGGUGGUGAAAAGGAGUUAUUCAGAAACCGGUGUUUGAGCAUACUCCCUGUGUGUGAGUGUGUGGGCACUUAGUGUGUGUGUGGGUGUUUUGUUAUUCAGCUAAGUGUGUGUAUUUGUAGAAAGCAUGGCCAGGGACUGUGCUGAAGUGUGCAGAUGGAGAGCAAGAGGGUGAGGACAAAUCCCUGCAGGCAGUUGUCUGCUUCUAAUGCUCAUGCAUGUCAAUGACAAGGAGCUGAGCACACAACAAGAACACAUGCUCACAUGCUGCAUUACAUCCCACUGUGAGUCUUAAUUAACCAACUAUAUUUACCAGGGCUGAAAGGAAUGAGAGCGUUAACUGCUCAGUAACCUGUAGAUUAGCUGCACAAUUAAUUGGACACUUUUGGGGCCUAUAAAAUAAAAUGACAACUCCAAAACUGUUGAGCAGUGCUCCUGAAACCCCAUAAAGACUCUUAACUUAUUAACCAGAUUUUAACUUGACAAAUUGCAUAAAAUCUUCCGGGAAUUUAGAGGAAGUGAAUUUAUUUUUUUGUAUUUAGAAAAAAAACCGUUCCAAAAUACAUCAGUCAGAUUGAAUUUAAAGUGACAAUAUGAAUUGAUGUUUUACCUUAGCAUCAAUCAUCAACAAAUCUGUCAAAUGCUAUCCUAAGACACUUAACAAAAGGAGCGCUCUGUCAUGAUAUGUUGUAAUGUAUUUAUUUAGUUUCCCCCUGGUUUUGUGAUUUAAGUGUAUUUUCUUUGUGUUCUGUUUCUGUCCCCAAUUGUUCCUGUUCGCCUGUAGUCCUGUCUUGUGAGUUUUCAGUUAUGUCUGACCACGUUUCCCUCAUGUUUUCAGUGUUUUAUUCUAUUCUUAUAUUAGUUUUCAGUGUUCCUGUUUUAUUUUGUAGUAGUUUCUUCCCUGUGUUUCUAGUCUUGUUUUACUUCCUCAGUUUUCCCUCCUCUGUAAUUGUCUGCACCUGUGUCUCUGUGUCUCACCUGCCUCUCGUUGCUCGUUUCCCUGUGUGUGUGUAUAUAUAGUCCUUGUCUUCCCCUGUUUCUUGGUUGGUUCACUGUAUGUCUGUCUGUCUUUCUUUGUGUGUGAGUCUCCAUGUGAUUUUUUUCCCCCCUGUGCCUUUUUUAUUUUGUGGAUUUUGCUCCUUGUGUUUUUUUUUCAUUUGGGAUUUUGUAAAUAGUAAGUUUUUGUUGCUUCUUAUUUAGUUCUUUUUUAAUAUAUCCUUUUUUUUCCGUCCUGCAUUUGGGUCUUUUUCUUUGUUUAACCCUGCAAGUGUGACACCAUCUUUGUUGUAAGUUACACAAACCCAAAGUUAAUCUACCAGGAGAAAAACACUUAAAACAUCCUUUUAUCAGGUUGACACCUCAAGCUUUGACACUCUGUCAUAUUUUCUUCUUGUAAUCAUUUAAGACACUGAGAGAGAGACUGGGAUUAAUCUCAAGAUUUAUGUACAAGUUCAUCAUACAGUUUAUUAUAAUUAUUUGUAAACUCAUAUGCCUAAUUACAAGAAUUUGUGCCCUGACUGACAGAAACUUUAAGGUUUUAUAGUAUCAGACACAUAUCUGUUCAACUCUUUAAAAUUCAGAGCGAGCUGCUGAGAGCUGAGUGAUCUCUUUCUGUUUGUAACGACUGAUGACACAGCAGAGCGUUCAGCUGGUCAGAGAUCACUGCAUGGUUGGAGUCUGUAACCAAGCAAAGAGAUUUAGUUUGGAGCAAUCUUUUGUUGAGCCUGAUCUGCGAGCAUUAGUUCAAAGAGUGGCUUCUUAAACUUGAAAAGAAUCUCAGUUAUGUGGUGGGCCAGCGCAGAGACGCUCUGUGGGUCUAUUCUUCAUUAUUCAUGCACUCAACUCGAGCUCACUCGCUGUGCAUACCAAUGAGAUUAAUGUAGAAUAAGCCACGUCAUGUUGGGGCUCCCAAAUGAUCAUAUUUACCCUCCUGAGUGAGCCAGAUGAGCUUAUUUAACAGGAGAUUUUAUAUUGAUGUGAGUUUUCUUAUCAGUGCAGAAAUUUGGAAAUUUAGACAUUUGGAAAAGCUUUCUGUCUUCGUGUGAAUUGAAUAAUGUCCUGUUUGGGAGCUCUUUUUGAAGUCUGAAAGUGAGUGUUAUCACAGUUCAAACUUCCUCCACUCGUCACUCAUCACUUUUUCCCUCUAGCCUUUGUGUCAGUUUCCUCUGAUAGUGUAUAAGUAAGCACAUUUCCACAGAUUUUCACAGUUUUUCCACUGUUAUGAGCUCUCAUGUGACUCUGUUGUAAAGUUAGUUAAUGAAUUUUCCUAGGGUGUGGAUCAUUUCGUUAUUAGACAACUCCUUUUUUGUCUGAAUACACUUUUUAGCAGUUUGAUUGGAAUAUUUAGAAGUAAUUUUCUGUUUAAAAUAGUUUAUCUGAAACGACAGGUAUGACCCUUUUUUCCCAGUUUUGGUCAAGCAGCUCAGGUUUUUAAAACUAGUAUGUUUUAUUUCACUUUAAUCAGCGCUUACAAUGACAAAUCCUCUACAAUGUUUUUGUGAGCAGAAGAAGAAAGGUGCACAUGUACAGAAUAACAGGGCAGACGCUCGCCUCUUCACACUGCUUUGCCCCAAAUCGUCCGCCAACAGCAUCCUGUCAUGGAAUAUGUCGAGUUGUGAAAUGGCCUGUCUGUGGUGCCAAAUCAAGAAUUCCCAUGCUGAGCUUUCCCUUUAAUCGAACCUCCACUCCAGCAAAUAGAUACACAUCUGUUUCCUUUACUCGUGCAGCAACCCCUGCGUCACACUGUAGGUUAUGAUACGCUCAUUCAUCUGAUUCUAGUGCUCUGUAAAUAUGUGCUUAUUAUGUCAAGAGACGGCUUCCAGUUCGGGUUAAAAGUGUACCAUCGCCUCAGGUCUGGGCACAGAGCCACUGCCGAGAAAAAGGCACCAUCUUUUCAGCUGCAGGGAGGCUCUGUGGCUGUUGCUAACAAGCCUGUUUCCCACAAACAACAUUUGGUUUCUCCUCAUGUCUGCUAAUGGGUUAGAAUACCAGUACCCUCUUAGAUUGUAGCACUGCCACUGUGACAUUUCUGCCUCUGUGAGUAACUAGAUUAAUUUGUUAUUAUCAGAGAUGCAAUUUGUUGAUAAGUGUCAGUGCAGUUAAAACAGUUUUUUCUCUCUUUUUCAGUACAAACCACCACUAGAGGUUAACGACCUUUUCGAGGACAUCAAGGAUGGGGUGAAGCUCUUGGCUUUGUUGGAGGUUCUGUCUGGCCAGAGACUAGUAAGUCCUAUAUCUGAUUUUUGACUUUCAGCAUGGCUUUUUGAGACAUGUCGGAUUUCAUUCAAACCAUGAAGCUGUUCGAGGUGCAGUUACACAAAUUGAGAUUUACUUAAAGAGGAGAAACACCUUGUAUGAAAUUUGGUUGAAUAAAUGAGGUCCAUAACGCCUGAUGGUUCCUUUUGUUUAUAUAAAAACAAGACGUGAACAGAUUAGCAUCAUGGCUAGCAUUAGUUAGUGUAACUUUUUGUGCAUGUCUGGGCUGUGCUGUUUGCUGCUCUUUAUAGUUUAUACAUUAUUUAUCAAGACAUUUCCAUACACUAUGCUGGCAGACCAACUGUUAUCUGUUAACAUUUGUCAUCUGGUGUCUGGCAAUGAAACGACCCUCAUAAUUCACCUAAUACAUGUAUUUGUUGGGCUGCAUGAUUAUUUAUUUUUGGACCCCACUGGCCCCAAACAUUUGGUCAAAUACAGCAUCAAAUAGUAUAACAGAAAAAACUAUGACGAUAAUACAGCUAACCUUAAGUUUUUUUACUCGUCAUAGAGUUUAUUCACAGUGCACUUUCAUGUACUGUAUAUAUACUGAGUAUUAUCCCCAGAUAAUGAAUGUACCCUAUUGGACAGUAUUCUGUCUAUAAUUCAAACACUUUCCAGUUAGCCAGGCAAUUGCUAGCUCACUCUCACUUUUUAUCACUCAUUGUAGCUUUACUCUUUGCUCACUCUGCCCCUCUGCUUUACCAACACACACCUUGUCAUCUCACUCUCUGCUUUGCUGCAGAUAUGUUUCAUCUCUUAGUUUCAGAAAAUUUCGAAAGGUUGCAUCAUUGACUUUAACAACGUCAGCACACCUGCUGUCACAAGAGGCACAAGGGUUCAUUUUUAAAAUGUGGGUUUUCUCAUUACAGUGACUUUAAAUUAAACUGCUGAUGACUGUUAUAAACAGAGCAGACACGUGAUAUUUGAGAGAAUUGGGGAGGAGAUCUCUGAGUGGUGCAGUGAUCAAAUAUUGAUAUCAGAUGGGAAAUGUACUGACCGUAGAUAACACAAUAUAUAAACUGCAGUGAAUCAAAAGGGCUCAACCACAUAGAGCUUUCUUUUGGUGGAGCCGAAUAUCAGUGAUCUCCAUCAGUCGUGUUUCUUUUUUUUAAUUGUGCAGCAUGAUUCAGUGCUUAGAUAAGUAAAGCAGCUGACUAUUAAUUGACUUAAUCUAUUUCUACAAUUUUUGCAGAACUGUUUUUUGACUUUUGAUUUAUUUGUUGUGUUACAUGUUGAACUUCAUCAAAACCCUGUUUGAAGGUCACACAUCAGUCAUGUCUUUGAAAUAAAACAAAAACAAAAACAGAUCCUCAUAUUCUCUAUUUUCAUCUUACAUAACCGAGACAUCACAAGUUUGGAGCGAAUCUUUGUUAGUCCCAUUACAUGCCGGAUCACUGCACAAAAAUUGCAGAGCCAUGAUCAGAUCUAAGCCGUCCCGCUGUGAGAAGCUGCUGGCUCAACUGUCUCUGUUUCUCUCCCUCUCAGCUUUAUACACACACACACAGAGAAAAAAACACUCUGAUAGGGAUUUAGUAAUCAGAACUGUCUUGAAACAAACUGAUUCGUCGUCUGCAAAGCUGGUGCUCGGGAAAUGAGUCAGUGCUUCAGCUGCCUGGUGCUGUCAGGAGUUCACCCCUGCUGGUUCAUUUCUGCCUGAAAUUCGACAUCCACAGUCCUCACCAGAGACGUUUUAUUUUUCUGUGAAAGGUUUUACUUUCUCUCUUAAAUCAGCUUUGGCACUCAUCUGUUAAUUUAUGUAAGUAAAGCCCUGCUAAUACUCCAUGUCCAGUUGUCCUAUCUUUCUCCACAGCUAGAAGUAAACAUUAUUAACACUUUAAUUUCCUAAUAUGUUUCCAAGCUGGAAAAUGUUGAAUGAAGACUUCCUCAGCUUUGCAUUAUACGGCGAGCUUAAUUGUCUCUCUUGUCUGUAGCCCCGUGAACAAGGCCGCCAGCUGAAGAGGAUCCACUGGGUUUCGAACAUCGGCACUGCGCUCAAAUUCCUCGAAGGCAGAAAGGUAAGCAAUCGGCCAUCGAAGCAUUCUGACUUUUAGCAUGCCAUUCAUUUCCACAAUCAAAGUGUCACAUAAUGAAAACCGUAGUAAAAGCUGAGAGUAUGCAGUGAUUAAGUGCUCAUGUGCAAAGUUGUUGAGCAGAUAUUUUUAAGUGCAAAUGAGGUCUCAGUGUGAGUACAACAUGCACCGUGUUGAGAGGAGCCGCAGAUAGAGACAGGACUUCUUCAUUACAUAACCCAUCUCUGAAUCUUUGGCUCUGUAAAGCCCGUGUCCCACUUUUCCGCGGGUUCCCCGAGGACUGAGACUUACACUGUUGUGAUCUCUCUCCCAUCAUGUGUGCCCUCAGUCUGUGUAUCGAGGAUCUCCGGUCAGUCGCCAUUUAACGCCCUGUGUGAUCAUAAACUGUAUGCAUUCUUUUUAUUUGAUGCACGCUGUGUACUGAACCACGCUUGGAUACAGCCUUUCUGUUUCUGAAAACCUAGUCAUUACGCUUUUUCUACUGACAUGCAUUUUGAUGCAUUUUGACUACAGCACUGGUUAAUGACGUGUCUGGCUCCCUAUUAUUCUGAGCUGCUCUAAUCUAGGGAUGUAAACAUGGUGAAUUGUGAAGCUAGGUUUGCAGUGCUGUGCCACCUCUGCUUUUCAUUUAAUGCCUAGUUGAACUCAAGUGCCUUGUCUUUUCUUUUAUUAUUCUGGUUCUCUUUCACACGCUGUUUCUGCUUUCCUGUUUUGGCUGUUUGACAUUACUGAAAUGCAUCAAAGACCUGACUUUGAUGAGUUUGAGCAAGAAGAAAAAAAAAGGAGCUUGCAACAUUUGGACAGAGUGAAACUGGAGGGGCUUCUGUUGGGUGAAAAUGCACAAGACUUGCACCUCCAGACUGCCUGUAUGUGACUUAUUCCUGGAAUAAUCCUCUGCUUGGCUUGUGUUCCAGAUCAAACUCGUUAACAUUCACGCCACAGACAUCGCAGAUGGGCGACCAUCAAUUGUCCUUGGGCUGAUAUGGACCAUUAUCCUCUACUUCCAGGUAACGCCAAAAUCCUGAGAGUUUAAUUACUUUGCUCACUCCUCUGUGAGAGGAUACCCUGCAGAUAAACCCUGCACUUUACAAAAUCUUGGACUUUAGGACUCAAAAAUUGAUGCCUUCUUCCUAAAAUGCUGUGAUCACCGCUAAACCCUCUUCUUCUCUUGUUUUGCUCAUCCUCAAUUUAGAUUGAAGAGUUGACCAGCAACUUGCCAGCCCUCCAGGCCCUGUCCAACAGCAACUCCUCUGUCGAGAGUGUAGCCAGCUCUGAAACGGGAAGCCCUCCCAUGAAGAGAAAGGUGGUGAACAAAUUUCAGGGCAAUGCCAAGAAGGCGCUGCUCAGAUGGGUGCAGUGCACAGCAGCCAGGUACGCCUGUUUUUAAAAAUGUGUUAAUGUGAGACAUAGAGGGAAACUCUUACAACUUCGUGAAUAACAAAGCCUACGUUCCUGUUUUUGUCAGGGAUCAUGGUAUUGAGGUGAAGGACUUCGGCCCCAGCUGGCGUGAUGGCGUUGCGUUCCAGUCUGUGGUUCACGCCAUCAGACCAGACCUGGUUGACAUGGAAGUGGUGAAGAGGAGGAGCAACAGAGAGAAUUUGGAGGAAGCCUUCACUCUUGCAGAAAACGAGCUGGGUAUCCCCCGUCUGCUGGAUCCAGAAGGUACCCUUGACCUUUCCUGCCACUUGAAGAGUUCAGUGUAGAAAAGAUAGCAUAAACAACAGUUUUAAGUAGGUGAGUCUAACCAAGCAGCAAGUAUUAGACAUACAUAAGAUUCGUGAGGGCUGUAGAAAUCCCUGACAUCUCCAGGAGGAUUAAAAUUCUGUGUGCACUUGUGGCUGAGAGAAGUGAAGCAGUCUGCAGUGACUCUGCAGUCCUGUCUUCACCGGCAGAGUCAUGAUGUUUUAUUGCAAGAGGAUCUGCACUGAAACGGCUCUGCUUGUGCGAGAGUUUGACCCUGAAUCGUGGCAGCAUCAGGCCAAGAAUGGAGAUGAAAGUAGACAUUUCUAAUUAGCUGCCAUGACGGGAGAGAUUUAUCCCCCUGAGGAUGUAAAAUACUUUUCUUUUCACAUGUCUUAUUAGCUGAGCACUUCAUGUUUCAGCUCCGUCUUACUGGGUCCUGAUUUCUUAAUUUAUGAGUCCAUCUUUGAAGUAACAUGCCUGUCACCCUGCAGAUGUGGAUGUCGACAAGCCAGAUGAGAAAUCUAUCAUGACGUAUGUGGCACAGUUCCUCAAGCACUACCCGAAUCCUCAUCACUCUGAGACCGAUGGACAACACGACGAGGUAUUUGUUUAAAGUUAUGAUUUAAUAUGUUAAAUAAAUCAUUUGAAGUAAUAAAUCAGGCUAUUUCUGGGAAAAGUGUUGCUAUUGCUCAAUUUUCUCUGGAAUUUUUUAGGUUUGAUUUAUUUCUUCCAUUCUAAUUUCCCUAAAAUAGUCUCAUAAUUAAUAGAAAAUGACCACAUGCAGAGAUCAUAAGUGUUUUUACAUAAAUCACGCCUUCAUUGCUGCUUGGCUUAAUCAUCAUUGUGCUUGCAUUUUUUAUGAUUUAUCACAUAAAGCCACACGAAUUGAGAUAAUCACAGCAUGAGCACAGCGGUAAUAAAGUCAUCCACAUUUUGUUCACCAUCUUUACAUUCAUUUGAUUUCUCCAUCUACUUAUUUUCUUUGUGCACAUUAAGCUGCUUCUUGGCUCAAUUCCAACUUUUGCACUUUCAGUGCCGGUACUUAAGGUGAGAGUUCAGGUCAUACUGCUGCAUGCUUCCUGUUUGGAGUGUUUUUUUUUUUUCCUCCCUCGACCUCAUUCCGCUCCCAUCCACUUUGCUCUCCACUCCCUCCCUCUCUCUCUCUUUCUAUUUCUAAUGCCUUUUGUGGUGUGCUUGCAUCUUUUUGUAUGCCUUGCUGCUUUCCUGGAUAGUUUGGUGCCCAAGAUAUAGAGCAAAUGCUUGAGGUAUGUUUCACUCAACAGUCUGAACAAAAGAGACACCCCUGUCUUUCUGCUGUACUUUUAACACUCAAUGAAGUAUUAACAACCCUAACUGUGCGAUUUGUUUUUUGUGAACUCGUCUGAUACUGGCAUGCUAGAUUAAUAGCAGGACAACCAGUUUGUACCUGUGAAUCUAAGCUGCGUCUUUCUGACUGUGACAGAGAGAGGAGAGGAAGAUGCUGAGAGAGCUGAAGGUGUUUUUAGACCAGCUGGAGAGAGAUGUGCUGCGGGCUCAGGGAGCAGAGGGAAACCUCACUGACAAAUACCAGGUGAGUCAGGCCUGCAAAGACUGAGCGCACUGUUACGUAACAUUGUGCUCUGACAAAGAAAUUUAUCUCUCUUUCCCGUUUCUAUUUUCGCAGGCAUUUAAGAGCUUCCGUGUACAGUAUGAAAUAAAGAAAAAGCAGACAGAUCCGCUGCUUCAGCCCGUCAGCAGAGACGGCAAGCUCUCUGUGGACCAGGCUCUGGUCAAACAGGCGUGGGACCGCGUGUCUGCCCGGGUAAUUGCACUGCAUACUUCUGUACAUCAUGAAUAAUUCAUAACUCAGCCACAAAGACAACAGAAUUAAUUACGAUAAUUAAUCAUUUUUAAUUGAGACAAACCUAAGAAUAAAUGAUAGAUCGCCUUUUUGCUUUAUUUAUUAUGUUUUCCUCGGCUUAAAAACUGCAUCUCUGUUUUGACACUCAUCGUAUUAUGACUUACACUCCAUUGAGAGCUCCUCUCCUCACUGGCUGCCAGUGAAUGUUCAGGGGGGUUGCGAGCUUUUGAAUCAGAGUUUGUUCAGAGAGGAGGAGAGGGAAACAGAGGACGUUUUGUUCAUCGGGCACUCUGCCUCUCUGAACUUGUCUAGACUGGCAUGAAACCCUUUUGUGGCCCGAACGCUUGUGAACAUGUGGAAAUGUUUUGACCAGCAUCCCCUCCUCUAUGGCAGGAUCUUGUUUUGGUAGAGUGGGGUUUUUAAUGGUUGUCAAUUGCAGCUGCUGGACUGGCACAUCCAUCUGGACAAGUCCCUGCCUGGUCCUCUGGGAGUGAUUGGAGCUUGGCUUCACAGGGCAGAGAUGGCCCUGAGAGAGGACAUUCCUGCCCAACACGCUCAUGAAGAGACGGCCAAUGUUCUCCACAGAAAGCUGGAGCAGCACAAGGUAACACAGCCAAUCUUUGGUGUUCAGUGUCUCAGAUUAUAAGGGCUAACACAUGGCUUUAAAAGGCGAUUAUAUUUUGUAGGAGGUGUUAAAAAACCUGGAACUGCACAGACAACCCUUCCAGCAGAUCCACAGGGACAGAUCAGUGAAUGGGGUACCUGUCCCACCUGACCAGCUCCAAGACAUGGCUGAACGGUAAGACGUUUGCCUGAGUUAUAACCUGAACAUAAGUGUAAGUUCAGGCAGGCUGAAAAGUUCAACUCAGCCCACAAUACAUCAGCUAAUCUUAGGUAGUUUGUUUGGUCCUCCGUGCAACAAUAUAAAGAUUUGUAUAUGUCUGUUUAAUCUGCAGGUUCAACUUUGUGUCUACGUCAUCACACGCUCACUUGAUAAAAAUGGAAUUCUGGGAAAUGAAGUACCGACUGAUGGCGUUCCUUGUGUUGGCUGAGUCUAAGCUCAAGUCCUGGAUCAUCAAAUAUGGCAGACGGGACUCAGUUGAACUGCUGUUGCAAACCUACCUUGUAAGUACACAGAAAUUAUGUGGCAGUAUGAGUUACACGGUGACACUUUCUCUAUCAAAACUACAGCUGUAUUUAGUUUGCAUGUUUUUUCUAUUUCAGACUUUUGUAGAGGGCCACAGGUUCUUUGAGCAGUAUGAGAUCAUCUACACAGGCCUCAAGCAAGCUGCAGAGGUCUACGUCAAGUCUGAGAGUUCAAGUAAGACUCUAUUCUGUUUGAUUUCUAACAUUUAGACUAUCUAAUUAUAAAUACAUAUGUUAUAAUGUAGUCUUAUUAUUGAUUUCAUGUUACAGGGUCUAAGACCUGUAACAAAGGUAAGUCCAAAUAGUCUGACAAUCCUCAAAUCCUGAUCUCUGCCUGUCUCCUGAGCCAUUUCUUCUUGUAAUGUGGGACCGCAUUUUUUCUUUCUAACAUACUUUCAAUCCCCAGAACUGAGAAAUCAUAAUACUGCAUUUUGCAUGACAAAGCAACGAUAAUUUCAUUAGCUGGAAUGCUGUUUUAGCACGAUCAGACCCUAACAUGCUGGAGCUUCAACCACAUGGCCACUCAAUCAGCAGACAUGAUCAAAAGCUGCACGGGCGACGCCCACGUUGGCUUUAACAAAACUAAUUUGAUCCUGUGUUUUGUACUUUCAGUCGAUGAAGCAGAGGGGGUAAGUAAGUUUCUCAGUGAGGCCACAGCUCAGUGGAAGAACCUGGCUCUGGAGGUGCGGAGUGUCCGCAGCAUGCUGGAGGAAGUCAUCUCUAACUGGGAGAAGUACAGCAGCACGGUGGCAGCUCUGCAGGCGUGGCUAGAGGAUGCUGAGCAGAUGCUAAACCAUUCAGAAAAUGCCAAACGUGUAAGUGCACCAACACAUAGUAAAAACACACAACUACUGGAUUAUAUCUUGUAAAUAUCGGAGACUGUGAACGGCUGGAGAGUGUGCUCCCAUUGUGAUGCAUCGUUACAGUCUCUCUUUUCUUUCUUUCUUCUUACAGGAUUUCUUCAGAAACCUCUCUCACUGGGUGCAGCAGCACAUGGGCAUGAACGACGCCGGAAACUUCCUCAUUGAGACCUGCGACGAUACAGUUUCACGAGAGCUAAAGCAGCAGCUCCUCCUCCUGAACGGGAGAUGGAGGGAGCUGUUUGUCAAAGUCAAACAUGUAAAUACAACAUUCUUUUGAACAUGAAGAAAAUACGACAAAGGUACUUGUGUUACAUUAGCUAUUUACUGUCCCAUUCACAGUAUGCAAGAGCAGAUGAGGUAGAUAAGCUGAGGCAAGACUACCAGGAUGGGAUCAAUACCCUCAAAAUGUUCAUGGAUGCAACCAAUGAGAAGAUGACUGCCCCUGUCCAAGUAUCCUUCCUGAACGUCAGAACCUUCGCUCAGGAUGUCGAGGUAAACAGUCAAGAAUAUAUUCCUCUUUAGAUUGAGUUUUAUCUCUUGUGUACAAAAUAAAUCAUUCGAGUAUUAUUCCUGUCUCGCUGUAGGAAAUCAAACACAAAGUGCCAGCUAUGGAAGCCGCCUGUAAGGCAGCCAGCCGGACCGCUCAGCUGUUGACCAAAGACACUCCGCAGGAGGAAGUUUCACAGAUGAUGGAAGUGAUGGCGUCUAUCAAAGAGCAGCUGGGCAAGGUGAGUACAUGCUGUCACUAUACCCAUAAGACUAGGGUUAAAGACCAAAACCUGGCUCUAGUAAGGACCUAGUUGUGCAUUUUUCAAAUCCCAGAAAUCAUGUGUGGCUUUUCAGUCCUGCGAUUAAGUCUUGUUUGCAUGGUUGAUCAUUUAAGAGAUCUUAAGUUUGGUUUAAGAACAAAACCUUUGAGUGUUUUGGGUUGAGAAAACUGUCAACAUUUGGUCGGUCCAUCUGUAGUAGAGUCAUCCUCCUCUGCUCAGAGCAGCUGAGGUAAUGGUCACUGAACUCUUCAGCAAAAAUUGUCCAAUGUUGAAAUUUUUAAAUGCCAUAUAUUUUCACAUUAGCUGCAGAAAAAUCACUGAAAAGAUGCAACACUUUUUUCUGUCAUAGAAAUAUCUUUAAUUAACUUUACUUUCUAUGAAAAGGUAAGGGAGAGAUGUUUACCUCUGCUGAGGGAGUCCCAGUCGCUGUUACCUCCAUUAGAGGAAAUGGAGAAAAACAUAACGGGCUUCUACCAGGCUCUGGAGAAAGCCAGUCAUAUCACCAGCACCACCGACUCUGAAGGGCCUGUGGACUUUAAGCAGAAAUGUCAGGUAAGUACUUUAGUUUCAGACUGGUACAGUGCCAAUUUUGCUGAAUGACUUUUAAAUACAAAGAGGAGGAAUUCUACUGCGAAAGUAUUAAAAGCCUCCCAGAUGCGAAUAAAUGGCCGACACCCUGUUUGUCAUUGAAUGCUGCAGGAGCUGGCGACCUUCACACACAGCUGUAAGAAGUGUCUGACAGCAAUAGAGAAAAACCACCAGACCAUCCAGAAAAUAAUGAACAGCAGUAAAACCCUGGAGCACAUGGACAUGAGCCUUCUGCAGAAAAGAGUAUCAGACCUGCAGUCCUCCUCCCAGGUACAGAAAAUGUCAAGGCUCGUUUUAAGGUCGACUUAACUUUUAAAUCUGUUUUAGUAUUAAACACCGCCUUUUUGCGUUUCUAGGCCAUGAUUAAAGAAUCUACAGAGUGGAGGAGGCACGUGGAGGCAAACAGCAGCCUCAUGAAGAGGUUCGAUGAGUCACGGGUCGAGCUGGAGAAGGUUCUUAAAAUGGCACAGAACUGUCUGACAGAAAGAGGCAACCCAGAGGAGCUGCUCAAGAAACACACUGUAAGAAAUUAGGCUCUCUGCAGAACCGAGGACACGCUAACCUUCAUGCUCUUAGCACAGCUUUAUUUUGUGCAUGUAUGCUUCAAACACAGAAUAAAAGAGAUUAAUUUUAAUAAGAUUGUCCUGAUCGAAUAACAAACAUGACACAUGACUUUUGUAGGAGUUCUUCGGUCAGCUGGACCAGAGGGUUUUGAAUUCGUUCCUCAAGGCCUGUGAUGAGCUCACAGACAUUUUGCCUGAGCAGGAGCAGCAGUCGCUCCAAGAAACAGUCAGAAAGCUGCACAAACACUGGAAGGUUGGUACCACAGCUGACAGGAUCACCAUUGAUUCUUAAAGCUGGAGAGAGUAUGGUGUAUAUAUCUGUAUAUAUCUAACCCCCUACAUGCAAAUAUGCAUCCAUUGUUUAACACGUCUGGUGAAAACUCUGUGUUAUUAUGCAUAAAAAUGUGUUUGUGUAAGCUUUUACAUAUAAAAUGAUGCAUUUUAAACAUGCUGUGUAAUUAACUGUAUAAAUAAAUAGGAUGUUUGCAUCAUUUGUUUCAAAGCUCUGUAAAUACGGCUUCAUUUUUAAGCUUAAAAUAAUAAAUAUCACUCAGUAAUAGAUAUUUUAAAUUUGACGCAUGAAUAUCCCAAGUCUUCUCACUAAUAUUUGCAUGUCUCCUUUCCCAGGAUAUUCAGACAGACUCCCCCUUCCACCUGUUGCAUCUCAAAGUGGAGGUGGAGAGGAGCAAGCUGAUGGUGUUGCUGCAGGAGUGUCAGGCGGAGGUGACCAGGGAGAACCGCCACCUGGCCAGCAUGGGAAGCGAGAGACUCAUCAAGGAGCACAGGGUGAGCGCUGAGAGGCUGGCUGAGUUUCAUGCAUCGAUUGACUCAGUGUGAAAUAAUUCAAUACAAAUUCGCUGCUGUGCAGCAGCGUGGGGGGAUUUCGAUGAACAUGAUACAAAAAGUACAAAAGCUUGAAUAUUGAGAAAAUGCUGUAAGCUAUCCUGUUAUAAUGUUGUCUACUUUUCAAACAACUUUUUGAUCAUUUUUGAUCUACUUCAGGCCUUCUUUAGGGAAAAAGGCCCUCAGUCCAUCUGUGAGAAAAGACUGCAGCUGAUGGAGGAACUUUGCCAAAAACUUCCUGAGGGGGACCCUGUCCACCAGACCCUGGAAGCAGCGAGGAGGGACUACGCUGAUGUCCGAGAGGAAAUCGAGAACACCCAUCAGAAACUACUGCAGCAUCAAGACAAAUGGAAAGACUACCAUGCAAGGUUCAAUAUUCCCCUCUUUCAGUGGCAGCAGAGUCAAUGCGUGAUAGACAGGGACAUAUCAGGAGUACAGAGUGGGAUGCAAUCUUGUUGUUGGAAAACACACAGCUGCAUUGUUCAUUGACCAGGCAGCAUCCUGCAUUCAUUACAUACCCAAAGUAAUCACAUUUAAAUUCUUUUAUUCACAUGAGAUGAUGAGAGAGAGGUCUGAGCUGAAUUUUCAACAAUAGAUAAUGAAUACAAAGUUUAACCACUGCAGCAGGAGUGAAGACUCGUUAUUAUGCUGGAUGUUGUGUCUCCGUGGUUAAUGCAUGCAAAUAGUGUCACCAAAGCAGUAAACAUAAGGAAACCUGACCCUGCCCUGAUGUGUAAUUACAUUUCCUCUCCCUUGUUUCCAGAUCAGAUCUAAUCUGAGUGAUGGGAAAUGGAAAAUAUUAUGAAUACUGUCGGCAGACAAUUAUUUUUAAUUUGAAAUACAACUUAUUUGACACUGCACUGUUGCUGGAUGGUUCAACUGUAUUUUAGCCUGUCUUUUUAAUCUGUUUUACUAUGUCUUUGUAAUGUGUUUUUAUUCCAUUUCCUACUGUUUUGUGUCUAUGAGUGACAUGAGAAGUGUUAUUUAAUUUAAAUGUUUUAUUACUAUUAUUAUAAUGAUGGCAAAUCAGACAAUGUUUUUUUUUCUCUCUCUCUGCUCUGAAACAGGUACGCUGAACUUUCCUGCUGGCUCAUUUCUAAAGAGAGCCAGCUGAGACUGCUGAGAAACCGAGCCAAUGACCCCAGAAAGUACAGCCAGGUGAAGACAACCAUCAUGGUGAGUCUGUCCUCACCCCUCAGAGCCCGGCCAUCCUCUGAAACUCCUGUUUGUCUCCUCUGUGAUGCGUCACCUCCGAUGUGCUACUGACCUGACAGCAUCACUCCUGGGGCGAUGAUGAUACUGUAAAUACAUUUUGUGUAGGAUGACACCUUUGACCACAUGGGCCGUAUCGCACUCUUUUGUUGUGUUGCAGGAGCUGAGGAAUGAUGCAGAGCUACAGGAGGGGAAUCUUGGCUGGCUGAAAGCUCGUAUGGCUGUCCUUAUUGAGAUUAGCGCUGACAGCGAUGCCCAGAGGCAAGGAAGCUCACUUAGCAAGCUCUCAACAGAUUUCAAGGGUCUACUUGCCUCUCUCUCUGAGGUAAGUAAAGUCAGCGGUUUUAGGAGGUGCCACAAUGCAGAACAUCUUAUACUCAUUUGAGGGAAAUUCGUAACAUUUUCCAACAACCUGGACAUGAUCGCAGCAUCAACUCAUCAUGUUUGCUCUCUUAAUAUUUGUGUCAUGAAUGCGUUGAAUGUAUUUUUUCUCUGUUUUAUCUUCCAGGCUGAAAAGAUGGUUCUGGCUGUGGGGGACUGUGUUCAGUUCAGAGAAGAGGUUCAGACUACUCUGGAUGAUCUGGUACAGGGGCAGAAAGAGUCUCAGGCUGAGGUCACCAAAAUACUGGACUGUCCAACCGUCAGAGAAGCCCAGCAGCUACUUCUUGUUCACCAGGUACAGUAGGACAUUUAAAGAAAGUUUGGUUGUUUUAAAGGCAGAGUUUACCCAAAGUACUGAAUGUCAUUAAGAAGAAACAGAGUGACCAUUUUCACUGUAUGUGACUCAUAUUUUAUAGCAACUAUUAAAACGCCUUAAGCUGAAGAGGAAGGACGUUCAGCAGCUGAUCACCAGAGGCCAGCAGCUCCAGACUGAGGAGGGUUUGGGGGACACUCUGCAGCAGGACCUGCAGAGCUUAGAGAACACACUCAGCAAAAUGGAGCAGAAUAUGGACUCACAGGAGCAAAGCCUAGAGGUGAGCGCUGACACUGAGGAAGUGACUUUAAAAAAUAUAUUUUUGAGAUACUAUGUUUGUCCAGCAGUGAAUCAAAUGUUGCUGGUGUUUUUAAGGUUUUUAUAUAAAGCAACAGACCACAGCACUGUGCCUGAGACAAAUUCUCCCUCUGCGCAAAUAUAUUUCCCCCUCUCUCUCCCUCUCUGUUAAUAAAAACAUUUCACAGUUGAUUAAGGAAGCAGCGGUGCUCCAGAUAUUUAGGUCCAACUACAAAUUUGGGAUGAAGGUUGAUUUUGUAAAAGCUUUUCUUUGCAAAAUAUUAAGCAAAGUAAUUGGUCAUCAUAACAGCUUUUAGUAAUGCUUAUGGAGUUAUAUAAGCAGUGAGCAUAAGUCUUUAUAAAUAUGUGGAUAAUAUAAUGCAAUAUACCUUAAUGCAAAAGAAAAACACUGAAAUUUAAAUUCUAUUAUUCCAUAAAUUGGACAUGUAGUUCUGAUUGAAGUCUGCAGCUGAACGGACUUCCCUCCUGAAGUUUGUAGAAGAUAAUGUUGCAGCGAAUCAGCCAUCACACUCUCACUGUUGCUUUUAUAAAACAAAGACCGACUGGAGAUGGAAGUUUUGAUGCACUCUUGUGCCCUACAGGGAGUAAAAGGUACUGAGUAUGUCGCAUACAAAUCAUCCUGAUGUUUCAAACUGUGCAGCAGAGCCGCUGAGCUGAGCUGCUCACUGAAUAUUAACUGCUCCUCCUUUGUCAAUAUGCUGACUCAUCAUCCCCGCUGAAAAGACAAACACGGCAGUAUCAUCUGCAUACCUAAUCAUGUGCUUCAAGCUGAAUUGGCAGUACAUGUGUCAUCUGUGAUCUUGAUUUGUGACUACUGCUGUUUGAAAAUGUUUUAAAUAUCACACCACCUUCAGACUAAUUCAAUAUUUAUUUAUCAGUCUUGUUUUUAAGCCUGUCAUGUCUUAAAGUGCAACAUAAUUAAAACUGUUGAGAUUUAGUAUCAAUGUCUGUUAUCCAUAGGUCACGCUGGCAGCCUGGCAGGAGUUCGACAGCCAGCAGGAGGCAGUUCACGAGUUUGUUAACAAGGCACGAUCGACGAUGGAGAGAGACCUGAACUUUAGCAGUCCAGAGAGCCUGGCUGUUGAACUCGACCAGGCCAGAGUACGUAGAGUUCGUCCUUUAGAAAUAUUCCUGUGGAUGAGCAAGAAGGAGAAUUGUGCAUGAAUUCUUUAUCCGUUUGUGACAGGUGUUGUUGAAGCAGUGUGAAGCCGAAGCCUCACACAUGAACACUCUGCUGAAGAGAACGACAGAAAUCCAGCUCGGCCCCAAAAACAAGACCCUGCUCCUGCAACAAGCUCGUUCUCUCAGCGAGCAGGUGGACAAAGUGGAGGCUGGGCUCAAAAAAGAGUAAGAUGAUGGAUUUCUAUCUUGUUGCUUCUAAAAAAAAAACAAGCUUUAAGUUGUCUUCAAAUCAGCUGUUAUGUAAUUAAAAUAAUGUUUUGUAGUGUCAAGACUCUGGAGGAGAUGAAGAGUCAGUGGGAUCAGUUCGGAGCCAGAUUUGAAUCUUUUUCCUUGUGGAUAUCAGACAAGGAAAAGCAGCUGGAUGCACUAAAAUCUGCUUCCCUUCCUCUUGAGCAACAGAUAAACACCAUAAAGGUACAGUGUUGUGGAUCAUAAAGCUUUAACACUCUGAAAUCGCCUCGCUGCUGUUAUCUUGUGGUUGUCUUUAGCAGCAGCUCUGACACUUCUGACACUUUAUCUGUGCUUUUUACACCUGUAUCAGCCCCUUGUGCUCAACACAGUGAAACAAAGAUAGCUAGAAACACAGCUGGUUUUAGGGUUGGUUGUAACAAUGAAGUAAAAAAAAGAAAAACAAGGCUCUGUAGAGGCUGCACAGGCCAAAGCUGCCCACCUUAGUAUUAUCUGAACUCACAAACAAUGCUCCCAAAUGACCAAUAAAGACGAACACUCUCUCACUUUCACUCUACGGUUCAUAAAGACUUUGUUUAAUGCUCUGUUUUAUGGUUUUUACAUUUCUCCUGCAUGCUCAGGCUGUCAGCGCCGAGCUGAAGGAGCGAGCUGAGGUUCCUGCUCAGUUGGAGGCAGAUUCUCAAGCACUGGCUCAGUUUGUAUCUUCAGGGGAGGCGGCUCGCAUAAAGGCCCGUCUAACCCAGAUCGGCAGGUACUGGGAGGAGCUGAAGGAGAGCGUGCAUCAGCUCGUUGGGCAGCUGGAGGAGAGCUCGUCUCACCAGCAGAAGUUUAAAUUUAGCCUGGAGGAGGUAAAUAUGACUGAAUAUCGUAAUAUUAUACAGACCAGCAUCAAUGAGAGGUCGAAGUCUGUGACAUCUUUAUCAUUUCAGGUGCAUGCAUCUCUCAGUGAGCUGCACACAAAACUAGAGCAUCCUAUCAAGUCCUGCUCCUCCUCAUCGGAAACAUACAAAGCUCUUCAAAACCACAUGGUGACUGGCUGAUUUUACCUCGCACAACCGUUUGAUUUUCCAGCUGAGAGAAAAUGCUCUGUCGGUAACUGUGUUGUGUUUUUGUUCCCCAGGAUGUCUGUCAGCUUCUGGAAAAGCUUAAGGGAACCUUACUGUCUCUGUCAGCUGGAGCUCGGAGACUCAGUGACAGAGAACAGGCAGAGAGGACAGUGACGGAGCUGAACAGCAGCUACGACAAGAACAUCCAAGAGGCCAAGGACAAACAGAGCAUUCUGGAAAACCUGCUGUCUCUUUGGCAAAAGUAAGAGUGACUCAGCUGACCACAAAAUUGAAAAAGAGUUUAGUUUGUUCUGUUUUAUUUAAAUCAGACGAUUAGGUCAUUCUGGACAGUGAUUUUAAUAUUUACAUUUUUUCCCUCCUGAAUGCUAAAAAAAUUGAAUUUCUCCGUCGUUGUAUUUUUGUGUUUCAGGUAUGAGAAACAGCGUUCAAACUUUGUGUCCUGCUUGGAGAGGAGUGAAUCUGCUUCCAAACCAGAGACUCAGAGCCUGUCAGCUGAUAAAGUCAAACUCCGCACAGAGUUACAUGAUAUGCAGGUAAAAAAAAAACCACAGCAAACAGAAUUCUGCAUAGAUAAAACUUACAGAUCUGUCCCUGUGAUUGGCAGUGUGAACAGGUUUUUCUCCCUCAACAUGAUGACUAAAUUGUCUGUAUAAACACAAACUUGCAGGCCUUGCACUCUGAGGUCCGGGCUCUUGAGCCUGCACACGUUGAGCUGACGUCCUUGGGGACUUCCUUGUGUCCAACUGCACCAGAAGAAAGAGUGAAGCAGCUGAAAGAGGAGCUAGAAACCCUGCAGAAGAGGCUGCAGGUUCAAAAUGAAGUCCUCCCUCAAAGGUAAGAUCAUACAACACAAAAUCACAGUUUUAUUUUAUCCUAACUUCCUCAUAGGUAACUAAUUCCUUUUAAAAGACCUGUCUAAUGAGGGAAGUAAAGUUUAGUAAGUUUAUUCUGUUUACUGAAACAUAACUUUUUCAUCUAUAGUUAACUCCAGUCUGCCAAAAUGAAUACGGUGACACAGGUCUUUUGUUACCUAUUUGACUCCCUGUGCUGCCAUCUUGUCCCCCAGAAUCAAAGAGCUUCAGAGCCACCUCUCGCUGGUGGAGCAGUUUGACCAGGCUCUGCUGAAAUUCUCACAGUGGAGUGAGGGCAUGCUCUCGAGUCUGCAUUCAGCCUCUCAAGUUAACAUCAGUAACCUGCAGCCUGCCACAGCACAGGUCAAGGUAAGAACCACACAAAAGCAUCAAUCAUCUGUUUUGCAUGCAGUAUACUUUUUACCAGUCAGCCAACAGAUGAAGCUACAAGUAAUCAUCUUUGACAGGAGACACAGGCAGCCCUACAGAAGCAGUCUGGAGUGAAGCAGAGCUUGGAACAGCAGACCGAGAAGCUCUGUAAGUUCUGCGAACCUGGUGAUGCACAGCUCCUCCGCAGCAGAGCGGACACCUGUCUGCAGCCGUACCAGGAGGCCCAGCAAACAGCCGAGCUCCAGCUAGAGUGUCUUGAAAGGCUUGAAGCUUUCCUGCAGACGCACGGUGUCGCCGCAGGGGUGUUGCGGGGUCUGAAGCAGACCGUGGAGAGUGCAGGGAGCUGGGAUCGUGGAAAAGUGGAGGAGCUGCAGCAGGAGCUGUCCACUAUUGUCCCAGAUAUCACACAGCUGGAGACUCUCGCGGUCAACCUGGACAGCAGCCUCUGCAAAAGCCAUCUCCACAUCGGUGCUGACGAGGGCUCUCGAAAGUCCUGUCGCAUGCUGGCUGACUCGCUCAGUGCUGAGCUGGACGCAGUGAGGAACUUGCUUGGUACUAAACAGAGUGAAGCAGAGGCCUUGGGGGCUCUCUGGACCUCAUUCAGACAGAGAAAAGAACAGCUGCUCAAAGCUGUGGAGGACAUCGAAGAGAAAGCCGACCACCAGAGCUUCAAAGAGCCCAGCCUGCACGCGCUGCAGCAGAGGUAAGACAUGACAAGAGAACACAACCACAUGUUCAUACUUUACAAAUACAUUUAGGUCAGCUGAGUCAUAAAACUUCUGACUCCGCGUGGUAAAAAUCCUCUUAUUGUCAGGUUGAGAUUCUUCAAUCAGAUGGAGGAUGAGCUGCAGUCACACCAGCAUGAGGAGCAGUGGCUGAGGGACAAGGGCAACCAGCUGGCUCAGAGAGAUGCAGAGCUGGCCGGAGAGGUUCUGAGGGAAAUCAAUCUGCUGGAGACCACGUGGGAAGAUACCAAGAAGCUCAUCACAGAGAGGUAACUGGAGGAGUGGAAGACGGUUUUCUAAAUAUUGAGUUAGGAAAUGUUGCUCCUACCAUUUAGACUAAAUAAGUGUAAAUCAAUUUGGUUUUGAUUUUGUGGAUUUUUUCUUUUUGUUUACUGUUUAUUCACAUAGAAACUAAUGAUACUGAUACACUUUUAUCUUUCUCUGACAGACAAGAGCAGUGUAACGUCCUCGUCAAUCUCAUGAGAGAAUACCAAACCCUGAAAUCUUCCAUCAGCAGCAUCAUUGACAGCACUGAACCUCUGGUUGACAUAAACUCUGUUAUGAAGGACUACGAAGAGACCAGGAGGUCUUUAACCAAGGUCAGGACACAGAUUGUUUUAUAUUACUUUAAACUCUUUCAUGAAAUAAAUCCAAAAAAGAGGGAUUAUCACAUUUGAGAUAUGCCUUUAUGUUGUCGAUCAGACUGCUUCACAGGAUUUUAUGUCUUCUCCAUUUGUAGCACGAGACAGUGAAGGUAGAGAUGGCGAGCAAACAACAUGAACUGGACCAGUUUUCCACUAAAGGAAAGCAGCUGGUGGUUGAGCUGAAGAAGAUCCCUGAUUGUGAUGCUCAAAUGCUGAAGAAGGACAUGGAGACGCUUGUCGAUCAGUGGCUGGAUGUAAGUCUGCUGUUUUUUUUCUUCACUGUAGAGAAGAGCGUUGUUUUUUUGUCUUAUUAUAAACUCAAACUUGAAGUGCCAGACACUUGAAGGAGCAAUUUCUUCCACUUCACAGGUUUCUGAAAAGAUAGACGACAACAUUGACCGUCUGAAUCAGAGUUUGGCACUGUGGGACGAUGUGCGUAAAAUCAAUGAGGACACUGAGUGCUGGACGAGCAGCAGUGUGAUUGAGCUUAAUGAAAGCCUGAACAACCUCAACGACAGUCAGAAAGUGUCUGCAAGGCUCUCCAAGCUCCAGGUAAGAUUAUAAUGUCAGAGUUAUAACUUGUGUUACCUUAUUUGGGCCUGUAGCCUUGUGUUUUCAGGGAUAUAAUGACUAAAAUAUAGAUUAAAUAGACUUAAAGUAGGUAUUUUGUUCACCUACAGGCUGAAAUGGGAGAGAAGGAGCAGAAUCUUGAAACUCUACAGGGCAAAAUAACUGAGCUGAAGAAGUUCAGUCAAAGUGAAGAGACUCCUGCUAAAUUACAGGUGACAAAUAACUGCAAUCUUGAAUGUUGAAUUUUUCUGAAUCGUUUCUCUGUAAGUAUAAAUUCUACAGAAAUAAAAAGGUCCUCCCCUCCAUUCAUCAUCCAAAUCUCUUCUUGCUCUUGUUUCAGGUGCUUGAGAAUGACCUUCGGAAAAAGAUCAGCUCUGUUCAGAAGCUGCACCAGCAGGCCAAAGGAAACCUCAUGGACUUCACUUCCCAGAGGAAACAGCUAGCGGACUACAUCUCACAGAUGUCCGCCUGGCUAAAAAGUAUGGAGGACUCUCUUGUUUCCUCUCCCACUGGAUCAGAUCCAGAAGACAUCUGCAGAGUAAAGGUGAGUCCUAAUAAGAAAGUGAAGUAUAGCUCUUUAUUGAAAAUGUAUGAAAUGUGCCUGACUGUAAUGCCGUAAAGUGAGGUGUAAAAAAAUCUAAUGUGUGUUUUGAAGGACCUCCAGAAAGAGCUGCAAAACCAGCAGGGGAGUAUCGACACCACCAGAGAGAGUCUCAACACCUUAUGUCGGAAAUAUCCCUCUGAGGAGCUGGCUAAUUUGGGUUCAGCUCUCACCGACCUUAUCAAGACCUACGAGUCUGUCAACCAGCUUUCUGCGAGGACUCUGGUGUCUCUGCAAAGCUGUCUUCAGCAGCAGUUCAACGGUGAGAAGUUUAUAAAAAUUAAUCUCUGCUGAUAUUAUAAACUGUAGAUGAUAACAUCCUUAUGUUUUUGCAAUUUCACUCUUAGAGACAAUCACAGAGUCAUGAAUUAUUCCGGUGUUUACUUUCUUCCGGUAAAACCUGCCACAUAAAGAGACAACUUAGGAUAUGUAGAAUCAACAACCUGAUUCUGUCACACUCGAUUCACUUUAAAUCUACACUUGAUAUUGAUUUACUGUCACGCUGUCUCCACAGAUCUGGUUCAGGAGUUUCAUCGUUGGCUUUCAGAGCAGAGGGAGAUUGUGAAGGAAUGCUCUGACCGAUCUGGAGACACACAAAUUGUUGAACGCAAGCUCCAGAAACUGAAGGUAAAAGUUUGUUUAAGGUUUAUCUCUGAAUGAGAAUCAGUGUAGUGUGUUUCAAAGAUGCUCUUCCCUGCUUUUAACUGGCUGACAGUGAUGAGUUAAUCAUCAUUAUCAUUAUUCAGGGUGCCAUGGAUCGUGUGGAGGAGGGUGAGGUGCGCCUCACUCAGGUCUGUGAGGAGGGAGAGAAGCUUCUGCUCCAUCUCCCUAAAGCCAGCGCAGGACAGGUCCAGCAGCACCUUUCCUCCAUCCAGCAGGACUGGGACAGCUUUGUGGAGCAGUGUCGACAGAACCAACAGAUCCUGGAGGACAGUGCAUCACUCAUGAAGGGGUAACUGACCGUAAAUCACAGCCCUGCAAAGCUCUCGGUGAGAUAAUGGAUUAAUAAUAUUGAUUUAUGAAUAUCUUGCAGGUUUGAGGGACGCCUCAAGAAGCUGAGAUGGUGGUUGGAGCACAUGGAGAAGAGACUGACCACUGAUCUGCUGGAAACUAAACAACGAGGCCCUGAAAAAGCAGUGCUGGAGCAGGUGGAGGAGUAUCAGCAGGAAGUGCUCAAAGAAAGGUGUUGAAUCUGAUUCAGUCUGUGUAUUUACAGAGAAAAGACAACUUGUGUGUUUUUAUGAUCUUAUGAUGGCCCCUGGUGGAUCUGUAAUAAUCCUCUCCAAUGACACAUCAAAGCGCUCUUUGAAGCUUUGUUAAACAUUUAACUGCUUUCCAUGCAGGGAUUCAUUUGAGCGCUUAUGUCAAGAGGGACAGGCUCUGAACGAAGGUGGGCGAGGAGAUGGAAGUGAGACACGGGUGUCAGCUCAGCUGCAGUCACAGCACCAGGCCCUGCUGAGGCGUGUGAGAGACAGGCUGCGCAGCUGUCAGCUCACUUUACAGGAGCAGCAGGCCUUUGAGGAGACACUGCAGACUACCUGGGGCUGGCUUAACGGGGUCCAGGAGCGCCUGGCUUCUCUCAACAGCACAGUCGGAAACAAAGAGACCUUGGAGAAAAGACUUGGUCUUGUGCAGGUCAGUGAACGCCGUGAUCUGUUAAACAUCACGCUUUGUAACACAGCACGGAAAUUAACCCACAGCUGCCCAUGUCCAUGCAGGAUAUCCUUCUAAUGAAGGGUGAAGGAGAGGUGAAGCUCAACAUGACUGUAGGGAAAGGAGAACAAGUGCUGAAACACAACAGAAUGGAGGGGCAGGAGGUCAUUUGUUCACAGCUACAGAACCUGAAAGAUGCCUGGGCCAAUAUGUUGAUGACCUCUAUGAGUUGCCACAGGUAGGAGACAUAUAACUGUCUGUGAUGCCAUAGUUUACGAUGAAGGUUUGAUGUGCUGAAGUCUCUUUAAAUCUUGUCUGUAGUCGUCUGGAGUGGACGGUGGCUCAGUGGACGAGCUAUCAGGAAAGUAAAAGCCAACUCCAGCAGUGGAUGGAGUCGGUGGAGCAGGAGUUGGGGAUAUCUCUCCCUCAGCAGCCCGGCCUCAAAGAGAAGUCGGCUUUGCUCGAGCGCCUCAGGGCCAUCCAGUCUGAUGUGGACGCCCACGCCGCUGCACUGUCGCGCCUCACAGACAAAGCAGUGGAGAUGCAUGAAAAAACUGGCGACCAGACUUUUGGCCCAGAGUCCAGGGCGGAGCUUAAUGCACACUUUGCCGAUAUCGCUGCUGUUGUUAAGGUAACUGUAACAUAGGCACAGGAAAAGUAGUUCCUGCAAACAGCUGUUGAACCUUAUACUUUAAAGUUCCUGGAUAGAGUUUUUUAGCUGGUCAUGAAACCGACUGAAACCACUUGUGUCAGGUGUUUAUCUUUUUUAUUUCUUUUACUGUUACAAAGGGAAAAGUGCAGUCAAUGCAGAACAUUGUGUCUGAACAUGAGCAGUAUUUGGACGCUCUGAGAGACUUCAAUGACUGGCUGAUUUCAGCAAAAGAAGAACUCCAGCGCUGGUCGGAUCUGUCCGGAGACUCAGUUUCCAUUAAAAGAAAGCUUUCCAAAGUGCAGGUAAGAAACUUAAACUGUUGUAUCUCUUAAAUCCAGCUGAUGGAUUUGAGAUAUCCAUCAUCUCCUUCAGUCUCUAUCCUGUCAGGAACAGGCACAGGCCUCUCAAUUUGAGUUUCUUGACUCCCCUUUUCCUUUUAUUUAGUAUGACAAUCGAGAUCUUUUUUGUACUGUUUCAGGAGUUGCUCGAUUCUAAGCAGAGGGGCAGAGAGAGGCUGAACCGGGUCCAAAGAUGCGGGGCAGUGGCGAGAGAUCACACCGGCUCAGGGGGCUACGAGGCCAUUGAGCGAGAGGAAGCUGCCCUGGUGUCUUCAUGGGAACAGUGGGAACGUGGGGCACUGCAGACAAGGGCUAGUCUGGAGACUGCUCUGUCCCAGAUAGCCAGCUCUGAACAAGAGUUCAACAGCCGGUCAGUACAGCUGGAGCAGGACCUGCGGGACUUCAGCCGGCAGCUGAAGGACUGGCGUCUGCGUUUGGCUCAAGCAGAGGGGAAAAACGAAGGAGAGGAGGCUGUUAAAGGCUGGCAGAUAGCAAAGGUACAUCAAGGUUUAGCUCAGUGCUAAUCACAAACCGCCAUGAAUUUGAAACAAGAAGUGGUAGCUCGGGAUGAAAAAACUACUAAAUUAACUAUCUUCACUGGUUAACUUUUUUUGUCCUAACAGGAAACUUUGGAAGAACUUGUGAAAGCUGAGCCGCUGUCUGACAGUCUGAAGACUCAACUCAAUGACCUGUGCCGAUUCUCCAGAGACAUGGGCACCCAGUCUGAGAGAGUCUCCGCUCUUAUUAAAGAAUACAACAGGUGAGAAGUUGAUUUAAGACCUUAGACAUCAGGAGAAGAAGUCUCAAAAUUUUCGGGAACCCACAAAAAAUAUUUCAGAACUUUUGUUUUUGGUUGUAUGAACAAAUGAUCUGCAUCGAUGCAACCAGAGAAAAAAAAAAAAAAUUCUGUCAUGAUUUGUUGUUUUUAGUCUGAGUCUUCAAGCAUCCAGGGAGUGCCAGAGCAAAGAGAAGUUGCUGGAGCAAGGCUUUCGCUCAGCCUUCAGAGAGUUCCAGCAGUGGUUGGUCAACGCUAAGAUCAACACGGCCAAGUGCUUCGACGUACCCCAGAAUCUCAGCGAGACCUCAUCUAGCCUGCAGAAAAUCCAGGUAGAACACGGUCCUCUAAUGGCUGGCAAAAUUAUAAGUUUAAUCACCACUGAAGGUGCCAACACCAUCUAAUUUUAAUUUGCAGCAAUUUGUGGGUUUAUUAAAAUGAACAAUACAAAUAAAAUGAGACAUGAAACUAAACAAUGGUAAUUUAUUUUACUGUAAAAGAUGAGAAAAUGUCCCUGUAUACUCGAUUUAUCCCUGACCAUCUUUCUCCAGGAGUUCCUCAGCGGCAGAGAGCAAGGCCAGUCGAAGCUGAACGCUGUGGUGGUCAACGGUGAGCUCAUCUCCACCAUCGCAGCUAAAGACAAAGUGGAUGCGGUUCGGGCUAAGAUGCACACAGCCAGAGAGGACUGGAAAAAUAUCAUGUCCAACCUGCACAACAGAGAGGCCAACCUUCAAGUGAGUCCUUCCUCACCGGUCUGUGAAAACAUCUAUGAGUGUAUUUUGAGUCAAGGAAACAUCUCAACAGUCUCCUUUUACUGUCUGUGCGUGUACUAGAACCUUUCAUCUCAGAUGAAAGACUUUGAGGCAAGCGCCGAGCCUCUUCAGGAGUGUCUGAACGCCACAGAGCUGGCCGUGCAGGAGAGCAGCACGAGGCUUCAUGAUCUCACCGCCAAAAAGCAAGAGCUUCACAAGUUACAGGUAAUAAUAUCCUCCAAGCUCGGAACAUCACUGCGUGUUCAGGACGACUCAUGUUCAACACAUCAGUGCUUCAGCAUCCUGGCAGAAACUCACUUUAUCAGCUCUGUAUCAGUGUGUUAGUUUUACUAUUAUCCUCUAAAAGACCUGCCAACAGCUUAAGCUAACCGCCAUUUGCCUACUUCUGAAUUACUGCCAUCUCUCUGCUUCUCUUUGCUACCCUCACAUGUCCUUGUAACUUUAAUAUAGAAUAUUAUUUGUAAUUAGUGUCUGUUAAUUGUUUAAAUAUGUCUACCAGCUACUUCCAGAGGCCUUGAUUGCACGUAACAGUAACCCUGGCCAAAUGUCUCAUUCAUUCUUUUUGCCGUGUCGCCAUGUCUAACCCCUUCACUCUGUGUCCGAGUGUAACUGUCUGAAAUCUGCGUGUCAGCUUGCAUGCCUCUUUGAUAACCUGCUUUGCUCUUCCAGUCUGUGCUUGAGGAGUUAGCCUCUCACGAGAUUCAGCUGAACAAGCUGAAAGAGAAGGCCCAGCUGCUGUGGGACGAACAUGCGGCCGGCAAGGGUUUUGUGCACCGCGUCUCGCAGCUCUCUGCUCAGUACCUAGCUUUAACCAACCUGACCAAGGUACAGUAAUGCCUCCCAAUCUGCCUGUGCACUGGGGCUCUUCUUGGGGUAGGGCUCGAGAGGAAACAGCAGCACUAGACUGGAUCGAGCUCUGAUUUGACAUUUUAUUUUACAGAUUAUAAACAGGGAAGUUACUAACUCACAUGAAUGUAUCACUAAUUUCUGUCUUUUGUUACUUUUAAGUCUCACAUAGACAAAACAGUUUGAUAUUUGUUUUUUGUUUUCUACUUAAUCUUUAUGUAACAUCAAAGGGUGAAUGUACGCUGUUAAACUGACUGUGGAUUCAGUUUUGAAACAUAUUCGGUGGUAAAGUUUGUGACUUGUUCAACUGCUCAAUAGGAAAAGGCAUCAAGGAUCGAUCGGAUAGCGACUGAGCACCAGCUUUUCUCACAAGGGCUGAAGGAGCUGCAGAACUGGGUGGCUGAUACGAGCCACAUGCUGCAGACUUACUGCGCCCCCACUGCAGACAAAAAUGUUCUUGAUAGUCGGAUGAUCAAAUUGGAGGUAAAUGAAGUCCCUUGUAGAUUUUAAAAUUCAAUCUACCGCCUUUAACACUUACAGAAAUUAAAUUAAUGCUCUUUUUUUUUUUGCACCAGGCUUUGCUGACUGCUCGGCAGGAGAAAGAGAUCCAACUGAAGAUGCUGAUCACAAGAGGAGAGUCAGUUCAGAGAAACACCUCAGCUGAGGGAGUACUAGCAGUCCAGAAGCAAAUACAGGACCUGAAAGAUUCCUGGGAUGCUCUGCUCUCUGCUUCAAUCCAGUGCAAAAGGUCUGUUCUGUAGCAAAAGUAACAGCAUAUUAAAUUGCUGCAUGACUGUCUGACUUUACUUUGCUUUGUGAAUUAAACAGUCAGCUGGAAGGUUCCCUGUCUCAGUGGACCAGUUACCAGGAGGAUGUUCGGCAGUUUGUGGCCUGGGUGGAGCGUGUGGAAGAGACUCUUGACCCCACUGACAAACAGUGUCCAGAGAUGAGGGACAAAACUGCGAACCUGAGCAGAACCAAGGUAGAGACAUAUGUACAAAUCAUGCAUUUAUCAGUAUAUAGAUGCAUAAACAUUUUGGGAUUUUAACCCUUAGAUUUUACAGGGGAGGAUCAAUGAGGAACUGAAGGGAUCAGAGUUACACGAGCAUCUUAGCUGCAGCAGGUUCACGGUUUCAAAGUGUCACAGUUUAUUGAUGGUAAAACUUCUCCGCUCUGUUUUAGCUGCUGUAUGAGGAAGUUCUGAGCCACAGCACCCUGCUGGAAACCAUCACUGCAAAGAGUGUCAGCAUCACCGAGAGCUUUGUCACUCAACUGGAGCUCCAAGAGCUGCAAGAGCGCUACAACACCAUGAAAGAUAAUGCCAUGGUAAUUUGAAAAAAAGCUAAAUGAACUCCAACUCCAACUGUAAUAUAAUCAGCAGCUUAAACACGGUUUAGAGUAAAGAGCUGACUUUAUGGUCUGCUAUCUUUGUUGUGUCUGUAGAGGGCAGUAGCUAAGGCAGAGGAGCUGGUGAAAGCCCACCAUGAGUAUCAACGGGGCCUCCAUGCAUUUGAGGACUGGCUGGAACAAGAACAAGAAAAGCUUGGCUGCUACACACAACUGGAGGGAGAUGUGGAUAUGCUGGAGGAGACUCUGCAAAAGCUGCAGGUAAUAAAACCUGUUGUAAAUGAACAGAUGAGAUUAUCCUACUACUGCUGCCAGAGAUUCUGUUCAGUCAAUAUUUCACCGAAAAAGUUUACCUCGUUGUUGCUACAGGAAUUGCAGCUGCACUGUACUGAAGGCCAGGCUCUGCUUAACACCCUGCUGGUCAGUCGAGAACUGGUCAUACCCUGGGGCCUGCCUCAGAUUGAAGACCGAGCUCUGGAAACGCUGCAGCAGGAGUGGAGGAUGUACCAGGCACGACUGGCCGACACUCGCUCUCAGCUCAACAGCGCUCUGGCCAAACUCCGACAGAUGGAGCAAAAGUUUCAGCGUCUAGACAGCUGGCUAAAGGGCAUGGAGACCAAAGCACAGCUGCGUAGCCACCGGCGCUCUGACCGCACCACCAAAGAUGCCCAGCUCCAGCUAAUAAAGGCUAGUCUCAGAUACAUACAGUAGAAGUCAUCACAAAUCUAAAUAACUGUCUAUAAAAGGUUUUAAAUUCUAGUGACUGUUUUUGAGUUUGUUUAAUCAUUUCUGAUGCUGCUUGAAUGUUCAGAGCUGGCAGGAAGAAGUUCUGGUUUAUCAGGAGGAGAUGGAGGGCCUCAGUGUCUUGGCUCAGCAGGUUCUGGACGAGACUCACAUCAGCAGUCAGAUCAGUAGCAGAGCCACCAAAAUCACAGCCCGCUAUCACGUCCUUCUUCUGCAAUUACUGGUAAUAUCUUAUUGAACGAAUUAAACUAUAUCUAAAUAUUGAAAUAUUACUUUAAAGAUGUUAUCAGUUUAGAAACCCCCUAAUAUUCCUCUCCAUCAUCCUUUCCUUUUCCUGUUGUGAUGCAGGAGACGAUCAAGCAGCUCCAGGAGGAAGUGUCAUGCAUUGAAGAGGCGCAGUGUGUCUUCAGCACUUUCUCAGACUGGCUCAGUACAGCUCAGAAUAACUUCAGCACGGUGGCGAUCACUGUCGACGCAGUGGACCGCUUCGCCAUGGAGAGGAAGAUGAAAAAGCUGGAGGUAUCUUUCCUAACCUGGUGUACAUGUCUUCUCUAUUUUUUUGUACAAUGUGCUUUGUCAGACACUGAAUGACACCAUCCCAUGUGCUUUUCAGGCUCUUCAGGCCGACAUGGAGCAGGGUCACAUUUACCUGAAGACGAUGAGGGAGAAGACGGAGCGAGCCAUGGCGUUCUUGGAGGAGCGGGAGGCAGAGCAGCUGAAGGAGGAGGUGGACACCCGCCUCUCCCAGCUGCAGGAGCUGACGGAGUCUCUGCGCACCGAGCACAGCUCCCUCGAGAAAUGUAUCUCACUCUCGAAAGACUUCAUGGACAAAUACAAGGCCCAGGCCCAGUGGGUAAAGGAGACCAGGAACCUUUUAGCAUCAAAUGUGGAGCCUAAAGCUGAACUGUACCAGAAGAAGGCUCAGCUAGCAAAAUACAAGGUAAUUUAACAGUAAAUCUAUUUGCAAUUAAAUCUAAACAGAGCAAGAAGGUUAUUUGAUACGAUUUGAAAUGUGCUUGUUUCCAUACCUGCAGACUAUCCAGCAGACAGUGCAGUCCCAUGACUCAGCAGUGAAAUCUGUCUUUGAGAAAGGAGAGGCCCUGCUGGACAUCGUCCACGACGCAAUGAUAAGUGAAAACAUGAAGAAGCUGCAGGCUGACUACCAAGAAAUCUGCUUAGCUGCCAAGGUAUGGACACACUGAGGCUGUUUCUGCAGAUUCAGGUAAUUUAGGGAAGCAGGGUCAAACGGAGCAGCUUUAGUAAGUCUGAUGCAAUGGAUUCGUUAUCUCUGAAUGAUAACUUGCCGUGCAGCUUCAUGAUCCAGGCUGUUUACUCUGUUGCAGACCCAGGUUCAGAACCUUAUAGAGUGGGUUAAAGAGCACGAGAACUACAACAGUGAACUACAAGAGGUGGAGAAGUGGCUCCUACAGAUGUCCAGUCGAUUAGUCACCUCUGAUUCAAUGCAGACUAGCGGCAUGGAGAUGGCCACUCAACAACUCGCCCGACACAAGGUGACCACGACCACACCAUCCUAAAAAUCAUCAGUAAUUUAACCUCUGCAGGCGACACUAUUUCAUCAGUGAUCCACUUUUCCUGAUAGUUCAUUUUAAAUCUGUUUUCCAGGCAAUCAUGGAGGAGAUAGCCAGUUUUGAGGAGCGUCUGAUCAGCCUGAAGCAGAAAGGAGAAGAUCUUGUAGCCAGUUGUACAGAUCAAGUUCAGGCAAAGAUCAAUCAACAAGUCCAGGCUCACCAGCAGGGAACCAGAGACAGCUACUCGGCCAUCUGCAGCACUGCCCAGCGUGUGAGUCAUUUAGGAAAUCAACCAUGUUUCUUUCAUCUUCUUAUUUAUCGAACCAGGAAGAGUCUGUUUGAAAUUAAGACGGAUUUCAAAGUCUUUCUUCACCUCCUUCUACAGGUUUACCAGAGUCUGGACCGGGAGCUGCAGAAACAUGUCAACCAUCAGGACACCCUGCAGCAGUGCCAAACCUGGCUCUCCACAGUGCAGGAGGAGCUUCAGCUUAAUGAGCAGGGACCGACCGGUCUGCAGGAGGCACUGAAGCAGGUAAUGACUCAAUUUAGCUCAGUCUUGGAAUUGAUUAUCAGCACUGAGUAAUUUUUAUUUAAUGAAUAUGAUUGAUUACUAUUGCACAUCCAGGUGAAGCACUACAGGGCCCUUCAGGAGCAGGCCAGCACUUACCUGGACCUAGUGUGCUCUGUGUGUGAUCUUUCUGACGAAGCUGUGAGAGUGGCAGCUGCUGAGGUCCAACAAGUCAAACUCACGGUCAGUAACUGAAGAUGAGACAUGUACUGACAAUUGUAUGUUUUCUUUGAAAUCUAUUCAACAGUCAGUCAGUGAGAAAUAAGGUCUGCCUGUGUUUUUGCAGAUAGAGGAAAGGAUGUCCAGUGCACAUGAGCUGUCGGAGGGCUGGAGGGAAAUCAAGGACCAGAAGCAGGAUCUGACCGGCCUGUUUCAGGACAUGGAGCAGCAGCUUCUCAGCUUCUCUAGGAGGCCCGCAGAGUUGGAGACCAAGAUCGCCCAAAACAUGCUGUCACAAGCCAAAGUAAGAAACAGUAUCAUGACAACAAUUACAUGUAGUGGCUGUUAAAUUAUCAUUUUUUUCCAGGAUGUGUAAAAUGAAAGAGAUCAGCCCACUGUCUGGCUAUAUUUUGGGUAACCGUCCAGCAUCUUGCUUGUCACACAGGAAUGCAGCCAACAACUGCAGUCAAAACAAAGUACCCUGACCAAGAUGACGGAGACUGUGAGCAGGCUGACUGGUGGCCAGGACUCUCCAGAACACGCCGAGCUCGACCGUCUGAGCCAUUCUUGGCUCGAGCUCUGUCAUCAGGCCAACAAGCUGGAAAGCCAACGGGAGGAGGACUUGCAGAGGUCGAAAGAAUACCACGAAUGCAUCACCGCGGUGGAGGCUCUGUUUGAGCAGGUGUCCAAAGAGUGGGACAAUCUGGCCAGGUGUGUUUUCACUCGAAGUAGUCAAAUAAAUGAUCUCUUGCAAAGCCAAGUAAUCUUCAUUAUAGGCUCAAGAAAAUGCCAACUGGGCUCACUAUUCUCAGUUUCUUUUUUGUGGCUAGAAUUUGAGAAAUUAUGAAGAUCAGUGUAAGAGGAAAAUAUCCCCAGCUCUUUCCAACAAAACAUAUUAAAUAUGACUAUUACCCUUUUUUUUAUACACUAUGUUUUUGCUUCACAGGACGGAUGCUGAGAGUUCAUCUCAGCAUUUGGAGGCUUUACGGAGGCUCGCUGUGACUCUGGAUGAACAGAAAGGGACUCUUGAAGACCUGAAAGAGCAAAAACAAAAAGUCAUCCAACAUUUAAAUUUGGACGAUAAGGAGCUGGUGAAGGAGCAGAUCAGCCACUUUGAGCAGCGCUGGUCUCAGAUGCAAAACCUCAUUGAGAGGAAAAUCCAGGACUCAGUGGUGACCCUGGAAGAUAUGGGUCAGGUAGAAGCUCGUCUGAGGGAGGCUCGGGACUGGGCAGAGGAGCAGCAGCCUGCCCUGUCCGAGGCCAUGAAAAUGAGCCCUCCUCCAGAGCUGGCUCAGAGUUUCCUGUUUGACCACCUGAGUAUCUGCAGUGAACUGGAGGCCAAGCAGCUCCUGCUGGGUCAGGCCAUGGCUGACGCUGACAGGGUGCUGGCCCGUCUGGGCCUCAGUGAACGACAGCGUCUGCAGCAGCUUAUCGUAGACACUCAGUCUGAGGUGGAAUCUUUGAGUGAAAAGGUUGUGCAGCGCAGGAAACAUCUUAGCAAGGCUUUCACAGAGAGAACACAGUUCCUGAUGGCCGUCAGCCAGUCUAUUUCCUGGGUGCAGCAGAAUGAGAAGAAGGCCCAGGCUGAAGAGUACAUAGCUUUGUUACCCGAUGACCUAGCUAAGCAGGUCAGAACUUGUAGGAACAUCCAAAGCAGUUUGAAAGCCUAUCAGAGCGAGCUCACCUCCCUGUGGUCUCAGGGGAGGGAUCUGAUGAGGGACGCCAGCGAGGAGGAAAGGAACGAGAUCCUCACAAAGCUGCAGGAGUUACAAAACAUCUUUGACAAAACAUUACACAGAUGUGGUCAGAAGCUGCAGGAGCUGGAGAAGGUCCUCGUUUCUAGAAAAUACUUUAAGACUGAUCUGGAGAAAAUUUGCCUGUGGAUAAAACAAGCUGAUAUCGUCACGUUCCCUGAAAUCAAUCUGAUGGUUGGAGACGCUGAAUUAGAGGCUCAGCUGCUGAAGUAUCAACACAUUGUGGAGCAGGCGAUCGAGUAUGAGAAUCUUCUUCUUAUCGUUCAAAGAGCUGGACAGGAGAUACUGCCCAGCCUGAAUGAAUUCGACCACUGCUACUUGGAUGAAAAGCUCAACACCCUACCCCAGCAGUACAACAGCAUAUUAGCACUGGCCAAAGAGAAGCAGGAGAAAAUCCAGCAGGCCAUCCUGACGAGAAACGAGUACACCUCUUUCAUAGAUGUCACCCAUAAAGCUCUGCUGGAGCUGGAGGAACAGUUCAAUAACCUGGGCACUCAGCCUGUGGGCCUGCAGACUGAAGAGGUCCUCAGCUUGCAGAGUGAUUACAAAAUGAUCCAGGUGGACCUGAGCAGCCUGGGCCUCGCCGUGAGUGAACUGAACCAGAAGAAAGAGGGGUUUCGUAGUACUGGGCAGCCAUGGCGACCAGAGGAAAUGACCCAGCUGGUGAGCCUGUACAACAGCCUGAAGAGGCUGAUCGAACAGAAAGUAGAGCAUCUGGAUGAAACCCUGGAGUCAUUCGAGGACCACAAGGCCAUGGCUAUGCAGGUUGACUCUGAACUAAAGGCCACAAAAGAGCAGCUUGUCAAAGUGAAUGCAGAGACACAGUCGGCUGAAGAGAGACUGAAGAACUACCACGCUCUGGCAGGAAGCCUCCAGAGUGCCAACUCUCACCUGUCAAGGCUCAUGGAGCAGAUGGACACUCUCGCUCCCCGUGUCGACCAAGCAGCCAGCGAUGCCUCCAAGGAGCAAGUGGUUCUGUGGCAGGAGGAGCUGCGAUCUUUGCAGGCAGCAGUCGGAGAUCUGAUAGAAGAGUGUGAGAACAGGUUCGUCCAGAGUAAAGACUUUGAGACCGAGAUGAAACGGACCCUGGACUGGCUGCAGCAGGUCAGAGAUGACCUGGGUUAUGCUGUGAUUGUUGACGUGAGGGUGGAGAAGGUGCAGGAGGAGAUCAGAAAGCAGCAGAUCAUGCAGGAGGAAGUGCAGUCCAGGCUGAGGAUCGUGGCUGCUCUCAGCAGCAGAGAGAAACAGAAGUACACCAGCGCCAACGAGCUUGUUCCCACACACGUCGAUACAAGCCUGGAAGAAAUGGCAAAGCUGCAGGCGGAUGUUCAGAAAGCUCUGAGCUCCAAACAGGUGAGGCAAUAUUUCAUUUGUUUUGAUCUAAAUCAAACUUCAAUCUCCCAGCAAUUAUUGUGACAUCUUCUAAUAUUAAAAUAUCCUCUUGUUGCUUGUGUGUUCAGAUAACUCUGGAGGAAGCUCUGGUGUUCUGCCAGAAAUACCACUUCAGGAUGCAGUCAGCCUGUGAGUGGCUGGAGGACGCAGUGUCUUUCCUGCAGCAGGCCAGCUUAGGUGUGGAUGUGGAGAACUAUGAAGAAUGUCUGAGGCAGCAGGCGGACAUCCUGGCCACAGAGCAAGAGUUUCUCACCCACUUGGAGGAGCUGCAGUCCCUUCUGCCUUUGCUGGAGAACCUGGUCAACCCCACAGCCAAAGAGCAGCUCCGUGUGAGCGUGGAGUCAGCAAAGCAGAGGGGCGUGGAGGUCCGAGAUCAGCUUCAGUGUCACCAUGACGUCCUUCACAGGUAAUGAAAACAAAGAGUGAGAACACAAAACCUUUGCUUAUAACGAAACUGACUUCCUUUACAUGUUUUGCUGUUUUCAGCUGUGUGGAUCAGUGGAAGACGUACCAGGAGGCCAGACAGACAGUCAUCGAACUCAUGAAUGAGGCUGAAAAGAAGCUGACUGAAUUUUCCACUGCAAAGGCGGGCACAGGCCAAGAGGCUGAAGAUAAGCUUUGCAGUCAUCGGGUAUGAGAGGCCAGAACAAAGUCUAAAACAUGUGUGAUACUUCUGUCUAUGAGGUAAACUUAACUGAUCAGUUUUCUCUUCAUUUUUCAGUCUCUCGUGUCACUGGUGAACGGUUUCCAAGAGAAGCUGAGUGGACUGGAGGAGCAAGCUUCACAGCUGGAGCUAGUGGGGAGUGAUGCCAGUAAAGCCACCAUCAGUCGCUCCAUGACCACAGUGUGGCAGCGCUGGACACGACUGAGAAGUGUAGCCCGGGGACAGGAGAGGGUGCUGGAGGACACGGCACAGGAAUGGCGAACUUUUAGAGAGAAGGUACACAAAAAAAUCACCCAUUUGAUAACGACAUUAUUAGUGAGAUGAUUGUUUUCAGACUUAACUUCCACUUUUGUUCGGUGCAGAUGGUGAAGGUGAGAGCGGUCUCCGAUGAGCUCCAGAGUCGUUUCCCUGAUAGUGCUGUGGAGAAGGCUUCCAAAGCCACCCUGCAGUCUCUUUUAGACCAGCAUGAUCUGCUAAGCCAAGACCUGGAGAGGGAGCUCUCGGCGCUCAUGCUGCUGCGUCAGUACGCUCUCAGUCUGCUGCACGACGUGGAGGUGCCUUCUCCGACAAAUGAGCAGGACGAGCUGCCCAGCCUGAAGGAGAUCAGAGCUGUACAGGACCAAAUGGAAAGGUAGGGAGAUCACAGAUUGUCUUUAUGGAUAGUCUUGAAUCAAAUGGAAAUAGUCAGAUUUAGAUGGUAAGUGAAUUACCUUACAGAGUUCCAGGAUCUUUUCCUUUUACCUUUCAGCCUCUUGACACAGUCCAGGACCAAACGGGCUCAAGCAGCUCAGGAACUGAGGGACAGAGAGGAGGUGGAGAAGGAACUCAGUGUCGUAAAAGCCUGGAUUCAGGAAACCAGGGAGCUUCUUCUCAAUCCCACCCCAGACAUUGACUCUCUGCUGCAGGAGCUGGAGGUAUAUCACACGACUGUGAAAAGAAGUUAAAUUUUGAUCCUCCAGCCCUCCCCAAAAACAUUUCUAAUGGAAAAAGUGAUGUUUUUAUUGUUUUUAGGUUGUUCAUGGAGAUGUAAUCACAUACCGCCAGAAUGUGGAUAAAUUAGCAGAGCAGCAACAGAGCAAAUACCUGGACCUCUACACCAUACUGCCCUCUGAAAUCUCCAUGCAGCUGGCUGAGGUCUCCCUCGCACUGGGAGCCAUUGAAGAUCAGGUACUGUCUCAUUAAAAAACCUUUAACCUAGUAAAGAAUUUAAUGGCCUCUAUAGGGGUUUGUAUGUUUGUUUGUAAGAAAUGUAAUAAUGUGCGGUUUGUUGAUGUUACUCACUGUACGAUUUAGGUUCUUUCAAAAGAGAGAGAAAUUCAGAGAACCAGAGAAAUCAAAGAGAAUUUCAGCUCCAGGAUCCACGACAUCUCUGAAAAACUCAAAGCAGUAUCAGCUAAAUUCAAGGAGAAAUCUCCAGACGUUGAUCACGCCAAAGAAGAGGUUAAGGUAAGUCAGUGUACUCAUCUGAUCUCAAUGUGAAUGAAUCAUCAAUGUAACGAGAUACAUGGAUUUGAAAUGACACAAUACUAUGAGACAUUGUCAGUUUGUUUUGGUUUAUGUCUGGUUCUCAGAGCCUGGCUGAGGACUUGGACUGUUGUGGCCGCACCCUUUCAGAACUGGACGGUUCAGUGCAAGACUUCGGCCGCAGAAACCCCCUGCUGGCCAAACAGCUUGGCGAUGCCAUCAGCAAGCUCUCCGAGAUGCAUCAUCACACAACUCGGUUGGCAGACUGCAGGAAUAACUGGCUCAAAAAGGUUUGUGUUUCUGGUCUCUUAUUGACAUUGUAAGUUUUUUUAAUGCCAUGACCCCAAAUUGAAACACAUAUCUGAAUAUACUUAAUGCGUUUGCUUAGCUUACAGCUCACAAUCUCUCUUAUUCUGGCUCCACAGGCUGUCUGUUACUUAGAUGAAUAUAAUGAGAUGUUGGACUUCAUCGUACGGUGGUCAGAGAGAGCCAAAAGCCUGGUGAGAGCAAACAUCAUCUGGAACUCUUCUGUUCAUCUGCAGGAGCAAAUACGGAUGUAUCAGGUGAGAUGGGCUACAAACAAAGGUUCUGAUGUGAUAUUCAACCAGGGACAUGGUUAAACUUACAAAUACUGCUCCAUUUAACUUUUAGGCUGUCCUGCGAGAGUCUCGGGAGCUUCAUGGAGAUCUGGAGUCAAUGGCAGAGAAGGUGGAGUUGCUGUCUGAGGUGUUGCAGGUGGAGUCUAUGAGCCAGCAAGUUUGUGAGCUCAGUCGACACACUGAAGAGCUCCAGCAAAUAAUCAAGACACGGCUGCAGAGCCUGGAGGAUGCAAAUAAGGUGCAGGAAGAGAACCUCAUAUUUCACCUCUGUCUGGAAUGUUUGUAUAUUGUCUUUAAUUCAUAUUGUACUCACUGUAAAUCUGAUGAUGUCCUCAGAGUAUGGAAGCCCUGGAGUAUGAAGUCAAGGCCUUACAUGUUGCUCUGGAGCAGGUCCAAGCCACCCUGACUUCACCAGAGUUGGCCCGCCAGAGCCUCAAAGAACAGCUGGCUCAGAGACAGGUAUCCACACCGCAUUAAAACUAUAAUAAUACGGUCUUACUUACUUUACACAUUGUAGCUUGUUAACAGUUUCACACAAUAUAAACUUUCUUUGUAUUCGCAGCGCCUGCUGGCAGACAUGGAGAGCUUCAAGCAGCAGGUGCAGGCCGUGCAGCUCUGUCAGAGUGCACUGCGGGUCCCAGAGGAGGUGAUGCCCAACCUCGCCAUCUGUCGCACAGCCCUACGUCUGCAGCAGGAGGCCAGUCAGCUGCAGCACGUUGCUAUUCAGCAAUGCAACAUCCUACAGGUACAGUAGGGGGCACUGUUACUGCACCAGAGUGAUCUUAGAUCAUUGGCAUUCUUACGUCCUACACAUAAUGCAAAAUAUGAGUUCUGUAGGGAGACAUUACCAUCAGCAUGAGUUUACAUAAGCUAAUUAGAAAAGCUUCUCAGUGGAUUUUAAGGCUUCAAGCAGAGAGAAUGAAUACAAUUUAAAACAGCAAAACAAUCCCAUUUUCUGCUCCAGGAGGCUGUGGUGCAGCACGAGCAAUAUGAACAGGAAGUGAGAGACCUCCAGGGGCUGAUAGAGGAAGCUCACAAAGUCAUCCAGGACCGACCCAUUCCCUCAAACAACAUCCAAGAGCUGCAGGCCCAGAUCCUUCACCAUGAGGUACAAUACAGUAAAUCACUGACUUUUCCUUCAAAGGGAAAUGAGGCAUUGAAAGUAAGGAAACCUGAACAAGGUGUCAGUCUGAUAAUGGAAGAAAAAUAUGAAUUAUGACAUGCUCGGAUGUGCGUUCAAGUUUGUAGGAAACUUAAAAGAAAGAUGACUCAUUAUUAAGCAUAUGGAUAGACAGGACCCUAUAUAAUACUUUUUCUUUUAAUGAUAACUUAUUUUACAUCCUAAAUAGGAGCUGGCCCAGAAGAUCAAAGGUUACCAAGAGCAGAUCGCCUCACUAAACUCAAAAUGUAAGAUGCUGGCAGUGAAGGCCAAACACGCCACCAUGCUGCUGACAGUGACUGAUGUGGAGGGGCUGCCUGAGGGGCUGCAGGAGAUGGAGGAGGAGAAAUCCAAGAAAUCUUCUGCGCAGGCUGUCAUGGUCAGAGAACACAAUAUACAGUGUAACAUAAUGUUGCUGACAAAGCUGUUUGCACUUUGUGAUGACUCACUCCUGACUCAUUCUGCUAUUCCUGGCUUUUGCUUUAAAACGGUUUGACACCUUUGCCGACUAAAACUGCUUUUGCCUUAUUUACCUUUCAAUAAGGUGCACUGUGCACUGCAACAAAAAGUCAUUGCAGAUGACUAAUCUUCUCUCUCCACCUUGCUUGUCUGCUGCUCUGUUAAUAUUUCUUGCAUGGCGUGUCAGAUGACAGCUGGCCGCUGUCACACCCUCCUGUCUCCUGUAACUGAGGAGUCUGGUGAGGAGGGCACUAACAGUGAGGUCUCUUCUCCUCCCGUCUGUCGCUCUCCAUCCCCCAUCACUUACACUGAGGCCACUAUAACAAAGGUAUCUACCUCACUUCUAACUUUUGGAAGCUUCUCCCCCAGCUGUCCUUGACUUACAGCCAAACUGCUCUCAAUGUUUAAAGUCUUGUUUUCCAUCUGAAAUAUUAUACCCUGUAUGCUUCCUCUCGUUCUUCUGUGUUUUUGUGUUAACUUUCUUGCAAAACAAAACACUGUCAUUAUUCCCUGUCUGCAACGCAAAGUUCAUCAAAACUAACAGUGAAAUUGGCUUUAUGGGAGUUUCUGUUUGCCGUCAAUCUGAUGCCUAAUUUGUCUCAUCUGCCGAUGCCUCUGUUUAAAUAUUCUUUAAGGUGGGAAGGGGAACACUAACCCGAGCUCCCAUCCAAGAAUUAUAUGACCCAACAUUUGAGUCUGUGGCCAACUUAGAUGACUUGCAGCGCUCGUGGGAGACACUUAAGAAUGUGGUAUGUGAAUAUAAAGGUCAACAUGUUGGCGGUCUAUUGAUUCUCGGUGAACCCACUCGUGUUUUAAGACCAAGCACAUUAAAAUUGUCAAUAUUGUUUUCCAACAGAUCAGUGAGAAGCAGAGGUCUCUGUAUGAAGCUCUGGAGAAGCAGCAGCAUUACCAGGGUUCACUUCAGUCUAUCUCAUCCAAAAUGGAAGCUCUGGAAGCCAAACUGAGCGAGCCUCUGGAGGCAGAUAAAAGCCCAGAUAGCCACAUUAAGGCACAUGAGGUGAGUCAUUACAGUCCAGUAAAGGGUUUCCAACAGUUUGAUGGAGAGAGAGCUCUCACAGGUACCGAGUAGGAGGUUAUCAUACUGUUGGAGUAAUGUCAAAUAAUAAUGAUUCAACAGCCUAAGAUAAGGGUAAUGUAAAAUACACUAAUCAAAUAAAGAGAGUCAUAUAGUCAGAUGAUGCAGGACUGUUUAAAAUAUGUAGAUGUAUUUGAUUUGUAUACAAAUCAAUCAAGCUCUUUAAUUUCAGCAGUCUUUUUUUAGCUCCACAAAACUAAUGUAGUUUGAUUAAGUGGAUAAAAUAAAGUAUUAAAGUCCCGUCUAUUCACAAUAUUCACACUGAACAGUUUCAGAUACAGUUGCACUUUCUACAUACAAACUACAGUAGGAGAAAGGAAAAUGACAAUGCCACAGCCAGUAUGUUGUAACAGCUGCGAUAAUCUUGUUCUCUGCAGGGUCUGAUUGAAGAGAUCCAGAGUGUGCAGGAGGAAAUCAACAAGCUGCAGACCAGCUUCACAGAGGACCUGGCCUCUGAGGCUGUGGACUCAGACGUGGCUGACCAGCUGGCCAUGCAGUCGUCCCUCGCAGUCUUAGCUGAGCGGAUGGCCACCAUCCGCAUGAAGGCCUCAGGGAAACAGCAAGUACUGGAGGUAGGUUAAAAAUGACUGACAGUAAGUUACUAGUGAAGGAGUAGAUAGUUGUUUUUUGUCAAUGUGUAAGUAAUUACAGCUGAUAAAACGAGUGUUUUCUGUCCCAGGAGCGAGUUUAUGACCGUCUGGAGGGUGAACGUCAGGAGCAGGCCAUACAGCUCCAUCAGUCACGGGCAAAUGAACUGGAGCAAUGGCUGAUCAGAACACGAGGUGCGGUAGCCUCCAUCCUUGAACCUCCAGAGGAGACAGACAUGGAGGAUCAGCUGGCUGAAUGUCAGGUAAGAGCUCCCCCUGCUGUUCAUUCAGAGCAAUAAACACAAACAUAUUCAUUAUAAUUCUUUAUUGAAUGAUAUUAACUAAUCUGUUCGUAUAGAAAUAAGAUCUCUUAAUGAUACAAAUAUGGGACGGGUCAUCAGAGAUGCAGCUCUGUCUGCCAAACUGUUAUUUUCUGUAAAAUCAGCAAAUGCUUUCAGGUCAGCACUCUAAUGCAAGUUUUCUAGGGGAUUAUUUUCAUUAUUUACACUCUAGUAUUUUGUUUCCCCUUUCACAUAUGGAUCACUCUAGGGGGGCAGGGACUUAAGUGGGUAAACAAGAGUAUUAGAGGCGUUAGAGGGGCAUACAGGAGGCUGGGCUCCUAAGCGACUGAAAUACUAGUCUUAAGCAGAUUAUGCAGAUGCCCCUGUGUGACAGGGGCCUGUUAGCAGGAGAGGGCGGGGAAGUCAGUGGUAGUGGUGAUCAGCUGAUUAAUAGAUCCCGCUGCUCGGAUUGGUGUUGGUGACAAAGCUGCUAGAAUAUCCAAGUAGGGGAAUCCUAAAGACCGGCGAGGAAAGGCGGGAGGGAGGGAGUUACUCUCUGCCUCAGAAAAACCUGCUGAAGCCGAUUGAUUGCUGAGUAGUAGCAACACUCGUAGAGGACAAAUGUUUCUUCAGACAUUGGAACAACGUUCAUUGAUGGGCAUAUUUCACUGGACUGGACUCAGGAUGGUGUUCUGCAUAGGGGAACUGCUUUGUAAUCUGAGUGUUAGCAUGUUUGCUGCAGGGCACAGAGCGUGAAGGAUUAGUGGUAGUAUGUUGCACAGGAGGCGAGGCCGGAGAGGUGGGCCAAGGAUGAAAGCAGAGGGAAAGCUCUGCGUGUCCUGUGGCUGGAGAAAGCUGCUGGUGUAAGGGGGGGCGGGUUCAGUCAGACCCUGGUUUACUCCAGAGCUGCUGGCCGUGUUGGGACACCAUGUUUGAGCUGGCCUCUCUCCUCCUGCUCCUGCAGAACAUGCUGCUGGAGAUUGAGGAGAAGGUGCUGGCGCUUUCGGAGCUGUCAAUGCACAGCGAGAACCUGCUGCUUGAGGGUCGGACGGAGACGAGGGAGGAAGCUGAACAACUCGCUAGGAAGUUACGCACCUUAAAGGGAGGCCUGUUGGAGCUGCAGCGGAUGUUACAGGACAAACAGAUUAAUAUCCAGGUGAGGAGGCUGCAUACUGAACCAAUGUGUGUACAUUCACUGCCAAACCUCCAAUAAUACUGGAGUCACUCCCUGCAAUGGGUUUAUUCCUAACAGUGGACACAAUAACAUGUUAAGACAAUGUGUUUGACGUCUUCUUUCCUAGUGCAGCAUUAAGAAUACUUCAGGACGUGAAUAAAUUCAGACUUGAUUCCCUCUCAUUGCUUUUGUAUCUACCAGUCAAAUACAGCUACAGCCGAUAACAGCACGAGUUUAAAUGUGUUUGAUGGGUCUUUGUAUGUGCUGACGUGUGUUCUUCAUAUGUUGUAAAUGAUCUGGCUCUGCAGGGGUCUCUGCAGGAGCAGGAGGACAGUGAAUCAGACUCCAGCCUCUCCCAGAGUCCAAGUCUGCAAGACUGGCUGGCCCAGGCGAGGACCACUCGAUCUCAACAGCACCAGGACAGCCUGCAGAGACAGAGGGUAUUUAAUCACAAACAAAUUUGUUUACUUCAAUGUUGUGCAAAUUCCAGUCCAACUGUUUUAUGUUUGUGUUUUAGGAACUGGAAGAGCAGCUCGCAGAACAGAAAAAGUUGCUCCAGUCGGUUGCGAGCAGAGGAGAGGAGAUACUCAUCCAACAGGCCUCCCCAAGCAGUGCCAGGUGCGUUAAAUCCUAUUAAAACAUACAUGUAAAUACCUAUGUGACAGAUGACUAAAAGUAUCCAUUAAUUCAUGUUUCUGUCUCCUUACAGCACAACAGAGCCGUUCUCACCGGCAGCUUUGGUUGAGAGGGAAUCUCAGGCAGCUCGAGAGCAGAUGAGGCAGAGGUGGGAGAGCCUGAGACUGGACCUGAGAACUAAACUGCAGCUCCUCCAGAAAACCCUGGAGCAGGACCACAAACAGCCGGUACAAAUCCUUUGACAUUUUUCUUGUUAGCAUAAAUUUAAAAAAGGGUGUCAGUUAUUGAUUCAGAAAGCCACUAUUUUUGUUUUUGUCGGGGUUGUUGCAGGUUUACUCCAGAGCUCCUCGCGUGACCACAGCUGGAUCGCUGUACAAAGAGGAAACUCAGGCAGACAAAUCCUCCCUGAAUACUCUGUAUGAUAGCUUCAGACAUACAAUCGAGGACAUGACCACUCAGGUUUUACAAUUUUUUCAACACUAACAUUCAUUUUAAUUCACAACAUUGCAGCAUUUGGAUAUGUCAUUCAACAAGUGUCAUGAAAUAUUCCUACACAGCCUGGUGGUGGUGAGACACAGGUGCCGCAGAUGGAACAGCAGCUCUACGCAGCUGUGUCAUCCACCUCCUCCUGGCUGGAUGGUGUGGAGAACAACGUCUUCUCUGGCUCUGUGCUGCUGGCUGAAAAUGCAGAGACGCAGCUACAAAAGCAGGAGGUACAAAGCUCGUUUUUGCUGCUUCUUUAUUUAUUUUUUAUUUUUUAUUUUUCUUAAUUUCUUUUAACUGUCCUGGACUCUCUUCCAGACUUUAGAGAACGAUGUGAGACAUGUCACAGAGGAGGUGAAGCACAGUCAGGCGUUACUCUCUGGAUCUUCAGUGUUGGGACAAGAUGACCGAGCGCUCCUGGAGGACAACCUGGACUGCCUGAAAGAAAGACUAGGAGCUCUGGGUUGUGCUCUGGGACAACGCUGUGACCACUUAAGGACUAAAGCACAUGAGCUCACAGCGUACCAGGUUUAUGCAGCCUCUUGAAUUUGUUGUUUUUCAGGAAUCUCUGUUUCAUUUUCUUAAAGACGGAGCAAAAGAGAGAUUUUGCAGCUUGUAAAACAGUUCUGGACUUAAUCUGCUUUGUCAAAUCUAUCAUUUUUACAAAAAAUUACACCAGUUAUCAACACCCGGCUUUAUUUCAUUUGUGUAAAAGAAAAUAUUAUUCAUUUAUUAUCAUAUCUACCAUCUAUCAGACUUCCUCUGUCCUAAAACUGUCUUUUUUUCUUGAACUCAGACUGAGUUGCAGCUUCUCCAGACUGCUUUAAUCGAGACCAAGUGCCAGAUCCUACAGGCCUUAGCUGGAGCCAUGGACAGACCAGCCCCAAAACAACUGGAGGUAAUACUCAGGGAUAAAUAUUAACGCACAUAGACGCACUCUUCUGGUCUCCCAUCAUAGCUAACACGAAACAAAAGGUGAUCAUGAGCCUCAUCUCUCUUAGGUUAUUGGCGGUGCCGAGGACAGCCUGAAAGACUUUGAGCAGAGGAUUUCAGAGCUCAAGAGUAGAGGAACUUCACUGCAGGCGGAUCAGAUAUCUACCAACAAAAUACUGAAACUCCAGGUAAUUCACAUUACGGUUGAUAGAUAGACCUUGAAAAUUGUUUCAGGUACUUUGUGAACACUUCUUUGUGAUCCUCUCGGUGGAAUAAUUUUGGCAAAAUAAAAUAAAUUCUGCUUCCAGGAUUCCUAUGAGGAGCUGGUGAUGACAGUCGGAUGCCGGCGAAGCGGUCUGAACCAGAACAUGGCUCUGAAAGAACAGUACGAGCGAGCUCUGCAGGACCUCACUGACCUGGUGGACACAGCUAAAGAUAAGAUGGCUGCUGACCAGAGGAUCAUUGCCAGCUCUGUUGAGGAAGUCCAGAACCACCUGGACAAGCACAAGGUUGGCCGAUUCAACUCUGUUAAACAGGCCAGACUGAUUAUCACACUGUGAAACAUCUAACAUUUUUGAACCUGGAGAUGAACCUCAUUUGUGUUUGUGCCAUUGUGUGUCUGAUUGUGUUCUCCAGGAGUUCUUCCAGGGUUUGGAGUCCCAUAUGAUUCUGACAGAAACAUACUUCAGAAAAAUUAGUGCCCUAAUGCUUCCUAAGGAGAGCCAGACCCUGGAGGAGACACUGGCUGAGGCUCAGAGCAUCCUUAAAGAAGCACACAGCAAAGGAGUGGAGCUGGAGUGUAUCCUGGAGGUGAGAGAGGAGUUUUGGUUCACUAUUUACACACUGAAUAAUUGUGCACGAGUCUAGAGGGACUUUUAAAUGUUUAAUGGUGGAAAAGUAAUCCACUGUUUCUAAAAUCUGCUGUGUGAUUCCAGUAAAAGAUCAUAAUGAAUUUUAAGUAUUUCUAUUAUUGAUACUUAUACAAGCUUGAAACGAUAAGAAGCUCAGUUUUCUGUGUUUUUUUAAAGUGGUUUUAGGUUUGUAGCUGUUUCAAUUUUUUUUAAAUUUGUUCGUACAGACUUGGUGCCGCUUGGUUCAGGAUUACCAAAGUCUGAAUCGGCAGCUGGAAGCAGUUGAAGGGAGUAUACCUUCUGUUGGCCUGGUGGAAGAGACUGAGGAAAGGCUCAUGGACAGAAUCUCCUUGUAUCAGGUAUGAAUAGCCAAGCAAGCUAGCACGCUGUUUGUGUCUUCCAUUAAACCUUCAGAUUUUAGUGUCACUUGUCUAAGAUGGAGUUGUAAAUCUACCUCUCCUACUUCUCUGUAAAGGGCUUGAAAGGGAGACUGACAGAGCACCAGCACAAGCUCUACCAGGUGCUGGAUGAGGGCAAACAUCUCCUGCUGUCAGUGUGCUGUCCUGCACUGGAGAAUCAGCUCGCUCUGCUGGGUGAACACUGGCUCAACAACACCGGGAAGAUCAACAAGGAGCUCCAGCGUCUGGAGGCGAUCCUGAGACACUGGACCAGGUUUGGAGCACAACAGAAUAUGAACUUUUAUUUUAACCAUGAGUACAAAUAAUGCGUAUUCAUUGGAUGAGCUCUGUUUUGAAUCCAGGUAUCAGAGGGAGUGUGCAGAGCUCAGCCAGUGGCUUCAGUCGGCGCUGGAGCGUCUGGAGUUCUGGAACACACAGGCAGUGUUAGUCCCACAGGAGCUGGAGACUGUCAGAGACCACCUCUCCGCUUUUCUUGUAAGCCUAAAGAUAUAUAUACAUUUAUUUAUUUUACUCGUAUUCAUCAACAGAGUCAGGCUCCUUGCUCCGGGAAUAGAAUGCGACAGAAUUUGACUGAACCAAUCGACUGCUUUAUUCAAUUUCAGUUAAAUUCUUGAUGUGCUGCUAAUAAACUUUGACCAGUUGUUCUAAAAAUAGAGAAAAUCAUUUGCAAGACUCCUCUCAGUCUAAUGAGAUUAUGUGUGUCGACAAACAGAAGAAUUUAUGAAUUAGUACUUAAAUAAAUUCCUGCUCUAAUGUCAGUGCCUCUGUCAGGGGCAGUAAUUAAAUUAUUUGUAAUAUCAAAGAUGGACUAAAGACGAUGUAAACUAACUGAAGAGAAGCACAAAGCAUCACAAACUCAGGACCAUGGUACUUUAAAGUGAAAGUGAAUUUUACUUUAUGGUGUCAGCGGAGGGAGUUAUGAUUGAUUGUUGCUGUUUUGUGUGUAAAAUCUUCAUAAAACCUCUGAAUCUCUGUCUCAGGAAUUUUCAAAGGAAGUUGAGAGUAAGUCCAGCCUGAAGAACUCGGUGGUAACCGAGGGCAACCAGCUGCUGCGCCUGAAGAAAGUGGACACGGUGGUGCUGCGGUCCGACCUGGCUCGCAUCGACACCCAGUGGACGGAGCUGCUCACACGCAUCCCGGUGGUCCAGGAGAAGCUGCAUCAGGUAUUGUCACAUGCAUCCAGCCUGCACAGGCUUAUCGUGUCCGGGAUGAUAGGAUUAGCCUUUUCUGAUGCUUCAUUUGUAUACGGAUAAUUUUGUACAGUGUCGCUCUUAUAUAGCAGAUGUGUCGUUCUCCGGUCUUAUGGAUUUCAUUUUCAUUCUUAGAUCCAGAUGGAGAAGCUGGCCUCCCGUCAUGCCAUUUCUGAGCUGUUUAACUGGAUCGCACUGAUGGAGAACGUCAUCGAGGAGGAUGAAGAAAACCUGAAGAGUGCAGUGGGGUCAAAUGUGAUACAGGACUACUUACAAAAAUACAAGGUACACAAAGUUUUUAAGAUUUUUUUUAGAAGUCAAAUAUGUUUUAUGUCUUUUUGAGCGUAGUUUUGUUUUUCAUGACUGCAUCUUUCACUGUUUCUUAUCAACACAAUGAAUUAUGCACUAAAAACCACUUCAGGAUUGUGGUCACGAGUUUGUGACUUCUUCUCUGAUUGUGAAUCUACAUUUCCUUUUCUUCGAUUCAGGGCUUCAGAGUAGAUUUAAGCUGUAAGCAGCUGACUGUGGACUUUGUGAACCAGUCAGUGCUGCAGAUCGGCGCUCAGGAUGUGGAGAGCAAACGCAGCGAUAAGACUGACUUCGCUGAACGACUUGGAGCCAUGAACCGGCGCUGGCAGAUCCUACAAGGCCGCAUCAACGAGAGAGUGAGUUCAUGACCCAUGAGGUUUGUCGUUUGCUCUUAGGUGCAAAAUCAGAAUAUUAAAGUUAUAGUUGUUUGAAUAACGUUGCAGAUUCAGUUUCUGGAAAGCCUUUUGGGGAUGUGGUUGGAGUAUGAGAGCAGCGUUCAGGCUCUGAAGUCCUGGAUGGGAGCGCAAGAGGAGAGGUUAAAGAGGAAACCUCGGAUUGAGGAUUUGACUUCGGUGCAGAAUGCUCUCAAAGACUGCCAGGUAAACUUUGACUGAUUAACUGAAACACAUCAUGCUGUAUAUCCCAGCAUGCAUCAGGCUGGUUGAGUUGAAAUGUGAAAACUCAAUUGCAGGAAAUGGAAGAGUUGGUGAAGGAAAAAGAGAAAGAGCUUGAGAGGGUGGAGGAGCAGGGCUGUGCCCUUGUCCAGAACAAGACUGAUGAAGCCUGUGCUAUCGUCAUGGAGACGCUCCAGGGUGUCAAUCACACCUGGGCUAACCUGGACCACUUGGUGAGCUCCUCUCUUUUCCUAUAUUUUGAAUUUGUGGACCCAAACAUUCUUCUGCACUCUGCUCUACCCUUCCUGUUUUACACAGCCUCACUUUGUGUGUCCCCUCAUCAGAUCGGGCAGCUGAAGAUCAGCCUGAAGUCGGUGCUGGAUCAGUGGAGUCUCUACAAGCGCGCUUCAGAGGAGAUCAAUGGUCACCUGAUGGAGGGAAGGUACUCUGUGUCUCGCUUCCGCCUCCUCACGGGGUCUCUGGAGGCUGUUCAGCUGCAGGUGCAGAGUCUGCAGGUAUGGUCAGAGAAAGGAGAGUUUAUUAUACCUUACAGCUGGUCUGGUUAUUGUGCUUAUUUGUGUUUCUAAAAUCCAGCUGCAGUUAAAGUAAUGCUGCUGUUUUUAGUCGGAAAAUGUUAGUUCCCGUGUAUCGUUUGUCCCUGUUGGUGAAUUGAACUCUGUCUUUCAUCUGUGAAGGAUCUGCAAGAGGAACUGGAGAAACAGGAGAGCAGUCUGAGGAAGUUUGGUGCUGUGACCCACCAACUGCUGAAGGAGUGUCACCCCUCUGUGUCAGACUCUCUCAACAACGCUCUUAAGGAUGUCAAUGCAAGGUGAUAUUUAUGAGCUCCAAUCAUUUCUCCUCGCUUUAUUUAGCAGCUGAUAUUUAUGGAGUGAAGCUGUGAUCAUUUUAGCCGAUUAUUAUCAUUUACACUACUUGAUGCCAUGUUUGGGUUCAGAUGGACUGGUUUACUGGAGGAGAUUGCAGAGCGUCUGAGGAGCAGCAAAGCCCUCCUUCAGCUGUGGCAGCGUUACAAGGAGCUGUACGAGCAGAGCUGCAGCAGCAUCCAGCUGCAGGAGGAGAAAGCAGACCAGCUGCUCAAGCUCGCCUGCAGCAAAGACAUCGCCGACGAGGAAGUGUCCGACUGGAUCCAAGAAUGCAGCGUGAGUGAGACCACAGCUCCCCUGCUGUUGAUAAAUUCUCCAUUAAUGACUUUUACUCUUGCCAAAACUUUACCUCCUUUACUUUAAAUUUUACUACUUUGUCUCAGGAGGUGCUCCGGUCUCAAGCUCCAGUUCAGGCCUCCCUGCAGGUUCUUCAGGAACUGGGAGACCAGCUGAAGCAGCAGGUGGACACAUCAGCAGCCUCUGCCAUCCAGUCAGACCACCUCUCUCUCUCGCAGCGGCUGACUGCUGUGGAGCAGGCACUCAACAGACAGCUCACCACAUUACAGGUCGAGCAAAAGAUAAAUUAUAAAUGGUUUGACAAUCAGUGCUAUGUGGUUUUAAGCUAAUGGGUCACUGAUUUUUAUCCUGCACAUCAGACUGGAGUACAAGACUAUGAGACCUUCAAUGAUCAGCUGGAUUCACUGGGAGGCUGGAUAGUUGAAGCUGAGGAGGCUCUGAGGGUGCAAGACCCCAACGGCUCCACAGAUCUGUCCGUUAUCCAGGACCGCAUGGAGGAGCUGAAGGUCUGAGUGAUGGUUUUAAACAUGAAAGUCAUUCAGCAGAAUCAGUUUGACCCUAUUUUGACCCUGCAUUUUAACAUUUGUCUCUGGUCUUCAUGCAGAAGCUCAUGCUGAAAUUCAGCAGUAUGGCUCCAGAGCUGGAGCGUCUCAAUGAACUUGGCUACCGACUUCCUCUCAAUGAUUCAGAGAUCAAGCGAAUGCAGAAUCUCAACAGAAGCUGGUCUGCAGCCUCGGCACAGACCACAGAGAGAUUCAGGUAUGAAGAAUCCAGAAAUGAGUGCAGUAGUUGUGCAGAAAUGUCAGUUUCUUAUACAAGUGGGUGUGCUAAUGAGACACUUCAUUUGCUAAUUUGUUGUUUUGGUCCCUGCAGCAAACUUCAGUCCUUCCUGCUGCAGCAGCAGACCUUCCUGGAGAAGUGUGAAACCUGGAUGGAGUUCUUGGUCCAAACUGAAGAGAAUCUGGCUGUGGAAAUAUCUGGGAACUUUCAGAGUUUGAUGGAGCAGCAAAAAGCUCAUGAGGUAAGAGUUCCUCCUAAAGUAAAACACUCUGAAACAGCUGCUUUUAAAGCAUAUAAAUCAUUGAUUAUCAUUUUUGCUCUCGCAGUUAUUUCAGGCUGAGAUGUUCAGUCGGCAGCAGAUCCUCCACUCCAUCAUCAGUGAUGGACAGAGGAUGUUGGAGCAGGGUCAGGUAGAUGACAGGUAAAGUCAAUUUGAUGUGUCUUAGAUAAUUCUUGACCUUAUGCAUUCAUUCGUCUAUAUUUACCAUCAAAAGUAACUGUUUGGUUUCUUCCUUCUGCAGAGACGAGUUCAACAUGAAGCUGGCUCUCCUGAGUAACCAGUGGCAGGGCGUAGUUCGGCGCGCUCAGCAGAGACGGGGCAUCAUCGACGGUCUGAUCCGGCAGUGGCAGCGCUACAGAGAAAUGGUGGAGAAGCUGCGCAAAUGGCUGGUGGAGGUCUCCCAUCCUUCAGAGGCCCUUCAGGCAGGAUCCACAGUGCCUCUGCAGCAGGCUCGCUCCAUGCUGGAUGCUGUCCAGGUCUGUAAAGUAAAAGCUUUCAGAGUCCACAUGUCAGAUUUUUGUGAUGCUGCAGAGAAAACAGAGUAGAAAUGUGUGGUGACUGUGAGGUCACUUGAACAGAUCUGUAGCUAAAUAAUUUCAUUUUCUACACCAGCUAAAGGAGAAGGUGCUGCAGCGUCAGCAGGGCAGCUACAUCCUGACGGUGGAGGCUGGCAGACAGCUGCUCCUGUCUGCUGAUAGUCGGGCAGAGGUGGCUCUGCAGGCAGAACUUACCGACAUCCAGGAUCGAUGGAAACACGCCAGCGUCUGCCUGGACGAGCAGAAAAAAGAUCUUGCCACCUUGUUGAAGGUAAAAUAUUCACUUGCUGACAGAGGAGAGAAUAAGGGGGCAUUGGAGUAAUACUAAACAUGUCUCUUCUUUAGUUUUUUUGAAAGGGACACAAUUAGUAAUGAAAGAAAAACUAUAUAACAGUACAAUCUAAUCAUACCUGAAGUGAUGAGGUUGCAAACACUGUUUCUGUCAUGUACAGGACUGGGAGAGGUGUGAGAAAGGUAUCGGCGGAUCUCUGGAGAAACUGAGAGCCUUCAAACGCCAGCUGUCCCAGCCCCUCCCUGAUCACCACGAGGACCUGCAAGCCGAGCAGAUGCGCUGCAAUGUAAGAGCCUCCAGGCGUUCUCCAGUCAUCUCAUCUUAAUAAUUAAACUCCACUGUCCAAUUAAACAUAGCUUUUGUGACAUUACAGGCGUGGAAGUAGAGUAAUCAGAGUUAGUUUUUGUCAAUAACUUCACCUGCUGUGCUGACCUCAAACAAAUGAGCUGAAAAUCUAAUUUAUCAAAAUAAUACAACAUUUGAUUUCAUGACAGGACCUGGAGAAUACAUUUGACGGCUGGACGGGGGAUAUGGCUCAUCUGAAUGUCCUGAGAGAGUCCUUAUCGUGCUACAUCAGUACUGAAGACUUGUCCGUCCUGCAGGAGAGGAUUGAGCUGCUGCAUCGACAGUGGGAUGAAAUCUGCCACCAGGUAUGACAACACUUUUUUAGAUAGCUAGAGAAGCAGCUACAAAUACAGGGUUGACAGCCACACCCUGAAUCACACACUGGUAACCAUGAAGACUCAUAGAUGUGAUCAUCAAAAACACCAGUCUCAUCUCUGCAGUUCCUUAAGACUCCAAAUGGUGAUGCUAAUGUCAAGGGAAAGACAGGCCUGUUGUAUACUGAUCUCUUAGUGUCAGUGAGCUAAAUGUAAAAUAAAACUUAUCACCAUUUAGGGGAAAGAUGUGAAUCUUGAAAGAGAAACGUUUGAAGUAGAUCUGAAGAAUUUCCUGUUUUUCAAUUUCUACAUUUGUUAAGAAAUCAUGACCUGCAACAGUUACACCCUUGGUAAGAUUGCUUAAAUGCAGCUUUGAGUGGCACACAAAACUCCGACUAUCUGCAACAGUUGGUUUGGUGUGCAAAGUGAAAACCUCAAGGUAAUUUUUUUUCACGAGUCGCAUCCUGUGCAGAGAAGAUAAAACACACACACAGGAAACACACAGACACACACAGCUGCUGCUUGAUGCAAAUGAACCGUUGCUGUGCAGUGAUCUCUGUACCGCUGCUUCCUUUUGACACUAAUGGAUGUUUGUUAAUAUUUAACAUUAUUCACACUCUACACCGAUGCACUUAAAAAUGGCUCUGUGCGUCUCUGCAGCUUUCUCUGCGCAGGCAGCAGGUGAGUGAGAAGCUGAAUGAGUGGACUGUGUUCAACGAGAAAUACAAGGAGCUCUGCGAGUGGCUCACCAACAUGGAGAGCAAGGUAUCCCAAAACGGAGACAUCAGCAUCGAAGAGAUGAUCGAAAAGCUCCGCAAGGUAAAUAUAUCUGAGUGGAUUUUCAGUUUUGCUGCAGUCAGUUUUUUAAGAUACUGUGGAUCUUAGAAUUAUCUCUGGACUCUGUUAAAAUGAUACUCUGCUGUUACUGAUUGAGGACUGACAUGUUAAAGAUUUAGUUUCAGCUACACUUGAUUUAUUGUUGUAAGAUAUCUUUUUUUAUCCUGUCUAAUCUUGAACGUGUUCUGUUUGCAUCACUCAUAUUCGUUGGCCUGUGUCACAAACAAACUCAGACUCAUCCAUCACUCCCCUCUUUGAUUCUGCUGCACUCAAAAGCAUCGCUGCCUUUCAUCCAUCUAGACCUUUUUAAAUUACCUUCAUGUCUUGUUUUGCUUUCAGGACUACCAGGAAGAGAUCACUGUGGCCGAGGAGAACAAGCUGCACCUGCACCAGCUGGGAGAGCGUCUGGCCAAAGCCAGCCACAAGAGCAAAGCAGCUGAAAUUGAGCAAAAGCUCAACAAAGUCAGUGACCGCUGGCAGCACCUCCUGGACCUCAUUGGAGCCAGGUGAACAAACUAGUUUAAAUGAGCAUGAAUAACCACAUAGUUAGUUCCAGCAUAUCCUCUUUUGGAGAUACUGCUUUAUCAUGAGCUGACAGAGAUGAACGAAUUAUUUUAAUAGGGUGAAGAAGCUGAGAGAAACUCUGGUGGCUGUGCAGCAGCUGGAUAAGAAUAUGAGCAGCCUUCGCUCCUGGUUGGCUCACAUCGAGACAGAACUGUCCAAACCUAUUGCUUACGACUCCUGUGACUUCCAGGAGAUUCAGAGGAAGCUCGACCUACAACAGGUGAGACACGUCACCUAUAAACACAGAUUUAAUUUGACAAUAUAAGUGUGUAUUCUCUGUACAUACUGAUCCAAAUUGAUCGUUUCUUUGUUCCUUCACUGCUCAGGAGCUUCAGCGGGACAUAGAGAAACACAGCACAGGCGUCGCAUCCGUGCUGAAUCUCUGCGAGGUGCUUCUGCACGACUGUGACGCCUGCGCCACCGAUGCAGAGUGCGACUCCAUCCAGCAGGCAACCCGUAGCCUUGACCGCCGCUGGAGGAGCAUCUGUGCCUUGUCUAUGGAGAGGAGAAUCAAGUAAGCUAUCAGAUAUUAGAUAAAAAAACAAAAAAGAUGGGUGGAUGACGGGAUGAUGUAUUCACAUUGAUUUCUCAUUAUCAGGAUUGAGGAGACUUGGCGUUUAUGGCAGAAAUUCCUGGAGGACUUUGCACGGUUUGAGGAGUGGCUGGCCACUUCAGAAAAGACCGCUGCUCUGCCCAACUCUUCUGGUGUUCUGUACACUGUAGCCAAGGAGGAACUGAAGAAAUUUGAGGUACCAUUUCCCACAAAAACAGACACAUCAGAGGAAGAAGAAGGGAGCAGUUGAUUUAUCAUAUCUAUAAAUUUCUGUGUACCUACAGGCCUUCCAGAGGCAAGUCCAUGAAAGUCUAACACAACUGGAGUUAAUCAACAAGCAAUACCGCCGUCUGGCUCGAGAAAACCGCACUGACUCUUCCUGUCGCCUGAGGGAAAUGGCUCACGAUGCAAAUCAGCGAUGGGACAACCUGCAGAAGAGGGUGGCAUCGAUCCUCCGCAGGCUUAAGGUACACGCAUCACUUCCUUUCCUGUUUUCAUCAAAACUCGAGUCUUUUAUGCGUCUUUUCUGUAUCCUUAAGCAUCUGUGCCUGUUUGACUAGAAUAUCUGCAGUGUGAUUCAUACUCACUGAAGUGUCUCUGUCACUACUCUGCAGCACUUUAUUAGUCAGAGAGAGGAGUUUGAGACAGCCAGAGACGGCAUCCUGGUGUGGCUGACGGAGAUGGACCUGCAGCUGACCAACAUCGAACACUUCUCAGAGUGUGACAUUCAAGCCAAGAUCAAACAACUCAGGGUACGUUUGUCGACUUCAUAACCAUAUGCAAGUCAUACUGAUGAGUUUUUUCAUUGUACUGAGUACCAGAUAUGAGUAUAUGUAUUUAUUGUGGCUCAAAAGUUUCUGAAGUUUUCUGCCAAGUUCAGGCUUUUCUUAUUACUCUUAGAGCAAGCAAGGUCAACAUGCUUUGAGAACUACUUUGUUAGUCCUGCCUCUUGAUUUGUUUGGAGAACUACAAGAAUUCUCUCUGUACAUGACUAAUCUAUAUAAUUUUUUGCAGCCUGACUUGUCAUUCUUCUCAUAUUUGCAGUAAGGAGCAGCUAAACCAAUAAUGCACAGUUAUUUUGUCAGAUGCUAUCAAACAAAUCAUACUUUGAUUUUAAUGACUCAAUCGAAUCAGGAAGUAAGAUUCUGGAUUAGGUUGCAUAAUGCGCUUGUGUUUAGCAUUGAAAUCAGGGCAGAUGCUAACUUGUUUUUUUUCUAUGCUCUACUUCUUCUUCUUCUUCUUCUUCCGGUUCUGCAGUCGUUCCAACAGGAGAUCUCCCUCACUACAGCUAAGAUCGAACACAUCUUCCAUCAGGGCGAGGCGCUGAUAGAGAAGAGUGAACCUCUUGAUGCCGCUGUCAUCGAGGAGGAGCUGGAGGAGCUGCAGCGCUACUGUCAGGAAGUGUUUGGCCGCGUGGAGCGCUACUACAAAAAGCUCAUUCGGCUUCCUGUAAGACCUGAAAUCAAGAUGAAGCAUCAUGCAACAGUUUAAUUUUUCAGUCUGAAGUUUAAACUUGUUGUCGUGUCUGUUUUCUGUAGCUUGCAGACGAUGAUACUGAGGUGUCGUUAUCGGACCGUGAGCUGGAGCUGGACGAACCCGGUGAUUUGUCCAGCUUGCCAUGGAACGAGCGUUUAGGGGACGGUUUCCUGUCACCUCUGCCCUCCUCAGGUCGCUCAGCCUCUAUAGCCGCUCAGUUUAGGACAGAGCGCUCAGGCAGGGACACCCCAGCCAGCGUGGACUCCAUCCCCCUGGAGUGGGACCACGACUACGACCUGAGCCGUGGGCUGGAGAGCGCCAGCAGGGCUCUGAGGGAGCAGCAGGGUGAAGAGGGAGACUUCCUCCAGAGGCCCGCCUCAGCCCUGUCAGGUCAGUUUGAAACACACAGAGUCUUAGAAGAUGUCCACAGUUUUGUCAUAACACUAGGGAACUUCAUGUGUCGUUUAAAGGUGUAGUUACAAGAAUCAACUUUACCAUCUCUUCUCAUUCUCACGGAUGUCAAAAAACAAAAUAAAUAAAUGUCUUUUUAGAUUCUGAUCUGUGCAAAAACAACACGACACCACUGUGAAAACACAGUAUUCAAUAGCAGCUCUGACACGGAAACAGUCAUCUACAAAAGAAAGUGUGACGUCUCCACUGAGCAAAAGUUCUUGAAAUUUAAUUUACUUUUUUUUUCUUACAAUUUUGACUUAACUCUGGAUAUCCAGCCUCAUGUUACCAGUACAGUGUAUUUCUCUGUAUGUCAAACUCUGGUCAGACUCCACCCAUGCGGCGGUACACCAAACAACGUUAACCACAGCAGAUGACCUAGUUAAUCAGUAAAUGAAAUCAAACGGUGUAUUGCUCACUGCUGAAUGUCUGUACUGUACGAUGUUUCUUCCAGAUGUAGUGAUCCCAGAGAGCCCUGAGGCCUAUGUUAAACUAACAGAAAAAACACUGAGGUCCUCCACUGGUAGGCAUCAGCAGACCCCAGCAUGCCACAAGUGUUUGGGGCCAGGAAUAACAGCUGCAGUCUUGAGUGACACCACACUUGUAGCCUAUUCACCGGCUUUGAUUUGUGUUGAUUUCUCUCACACACUUUGGGCACAGGCUGUAACCAAUGGCAACACUUUUCUAACCCCGGGGGGAAUAGGAUCAAUUCCAUUUUUCUUCGUUUAAUCGCUGGUUCUGCUUUGCUGUGAAAUUCAGCAGAACUGAAAUGGAAUUCAGCCUAACCCUUCUUUUCCUAACCGGCUUUCUUACUUUGGUUUGCAGUGUGCUGUGUAGCUAACCUCUCCGGGUUUCUUUGAUGUGCAUUUUGUGUUUCAGAAAAGCAUGUUGUUUCAUUGUCUUAAGUGGAGUCUACUCUUCUUGCUGAAGGGAUUGUAGAUCUAGAAAUCAACUUUCCAAAGGCUCCAUUCAAACAGAGAGCUGAAUAUUUUUGAUGUGUGUAUUUCUGAUGGAGGAUGGAAACCUAUCAGGAGAGUGUUGCUCCCCCAGGCACCAUAAGUGAUGAGUGUUUUGGAGACCGGUCUGCAUUUGAGACACGUCCUCCAAUCAGUCCUCUUGGGUUUCUCUGUCUGAAUGGGGCUUUACGUCUUUCUUGGUUGCAAAGCACACUUUAAGUAACCAUAGUAACAGAGUAUUUAAGAGUACUUCAUCAUAAUCUGCAAAGAUUACCAGUUUAUGUGUCGUCUACAGGUGAUGCUGCCUCUUCAGACUCACAUGUUCACCCGCUGGAUGUCAGCCGUUUUCAACUGCAUCAAACCGAGAGCGGCCGCAGUCGGACGCCAACAAGCUCAGAGAUGGACGCCUCCUACAUGGGAUAUGUAUGUGUUUCAGGAGACGACACAAUGACUCCAAAAACCUUUUCUCUUCUGCACGAACUUAACGUGAUGAUAUUUUAUCUGUAAACAAAUGCCUGUACAUGUCUGUGGGAAAAAAAUCUUUAUCCCAAGGUUAAAAUCUCUGUAACGAGUGUGUUUUACACUUAUUUGAUCUAAUAUAAAAGUGCUUAUAGCCUCAUAAAUAUCUGUUCUGUAGAUGCGGCUGCUGGGUGAAUGUCGUGGCAGUAUUGACACGGUGAAGAGGAUGGGCUUUGAGCUGAAGGAGGAGGAAGACACGGUGUCUGGACUGGCGGAUCCUAGCAGCUCAGAGUCUCAGACAUCAGGUAACACAACCCGUUUUCUGCAUGUGUUCAUGAACUUUGCACUUUUUGAUAUAAAUUCACCAAUUUUUACAGCUUUCAUAAAUGUUUUUAUCGUUUCUAAAUGUGUUUUUGUUUCUUAUGUAAAACAAAUCAUUUCAACUCUAUGAUGUCUCCUCUUGAUCUGUUUGCAAACUAGGCGUGAUUGAGCGCUGGGAGCUCCUGCAGGCUCAGGACCUCAGCAAAGAGAUUCGCACCAAACAGAACCAGCAGCAGUGGCAGCAGCUGAACUCCGACCUGAACAAGAUUUGGACCUGGCUGGGAGAGACGGAGGAAGAGCUGGAGCAGCAGCGGAGGCUGGACCUCAGCACGGACAUCCAGACGAUUGAGCAGCGCAUUAAGAAGCUGAAGGUAUCGUUGUUUGUUUUUAUAUUUUAAUCUGAUUCUUCUAUCAUAAUAUUUUAAAUAUAUUUACUUGUUUAUAUCUUUUUCUAUAUUUACUGUAUAUUUAAACAUCAAGAAAAUAUCUUAAUUAGCUCAGAUUUCCAGCAUGUUCAAGGCUCCUUAGCUGACUGAGUAAUUUAUCAUGGAAAUAAGUCUUGAGACCCUUCUACCCCUCUAUCGUUGAGUCUCUGUUUCUCCGUGUGCAUUCAUUGACUAUUGAGUGUAAAUGUCUACAGGAGCUGCAGAAGGCUUAUGACAAGCGCAAGGCCAUCGUGCUGUCCAUCAACCUGUGCAGCGCCGAGUUUGUCCAGUCUGAUUCGGAGGAGUCCAGAGAGCUCCAGGCCAAACUGAAAGACAUGAACAACCACUGGGACAAACUGGGCAGCUCACUGGAGGAGUGGAGGUCCUCACUCCAGGAAGCUCUCAUGCAGUGUCAUGUAGGUGCCAGUCCUUAGACCCUCAAAAUCAUGACACAAGGCUAAAAUGUAGUAGUUUUAAGAGCUGCGAUUAUCUCCGUUUAUAGGACUUCCAUGAGAUGAGCCACGGUCUGCUGCUCUGGUUGGAAAACAUUGACCGCAGGAAGAACGAGGUGGUUCCCAUUGACCCAAUCCAGGACAGUGACACUCUCCAUGAGCAUCACAAAACUCUUACAGUACGUACCUGUCAGCUCUUUGCAUGUUUCCUGUAAAAAAACAUCAGUGUUGGUGUGAUUAGUCGAGGAGAUUGGAGGGUAGCAGCAUCAAGUAAAGAAUUAAACGCUUCAAACUGACUCUCCAAACAGCAAAUCCGACAGGAGCUGCUGGACUCUCAGCUCAAAGUGGCCUCCCUUCAGGACAUGUCCCUCCAGUUGCUGGUCAACGCUCAGGGCAGCGACUGUCUGGAGGCCAAGGAGAAGGUCCACGUCAUUGGGAACCGCCUGAAACUGCUGCUUAAAGAAGUGACACGAGACCUCCGAGAGCUCGCCAAGAUCCUGGACAUCACGAGCAGUCAACAGGUAGAUCUUCACUCAUUCUGCACUCUCUGUACUCUCAGCUUCACUGUCUGUUCUCAUAUUAAAAACCUUUCCUCCAUCAGGAUCUGUCAUCUUGGUCCUCUGCUGAUGAGCUGGACACAUCGGGUUCCCUCAGUCCCGUAUCAGGGAGGAGUACCCCAAGUCACCGACGAUCGGUAACACACACAUCUCCCAGUACAUGCUGCCCUGUGAGAAGCCAGGUGUUAGGUUACCCCUCUGAGACAGCGAAUCUAAUAACCUGUGCCCCAAAUGCCCCAUUAAAGGCCAUGUUCACCCCUGCCAUCCCAAGAGCUCUCCUCACACUCCUCGGCACAUCCACUCCCUGCUUUACACCCCCUCCCUCUGAUUUCUACACCCUCUCCUUGUCCUUGACUCUUUUGCAUGUGGUCUGUUCCCAGAGCAAAAAACCUGCCAGAGAACUCGGGAAUUCCUCCUUUUUCUAACUUCCUUAACUUUCCUCCUACUUCUCGAAUAACUCUUUCAAUUCUCACCUGUUUGUCACUUUUUCUCUUCCAGUAUUUUUACACUAAAAUCUUCUGUCCUAUGAGUCUUUUCUUCACCCCAGACUUUCCUCUAAUUUCUUCUCACCCUGUAGUUUUAAUCUCAGGAAUGCUGGCUAACAAAAAAAACAACUUUAAUUUAUAAGAAGAAGAACACAAAUGUGGUUUUAUGAUGUCAGAGGCAUGCAGUCAUAUUUGUUUUGUAGGCUGCAGUGAUUUAAAAGCGACAUUUUCCACCAGUAGAGACUCAUUAAGUAUUCAGUCCAAAUAAGCAUGCUGCUGCUUAUAUUAUGUGUAUGUUAUUAAUGUCACUGUUAUGUUUAACAGAGGAUGUCAUGAAUCACUCUGCAGACUGUUUGUUGCACUCAUGAGCCAAAAACACUUCAAAGUAGUCACACACUUUGAAAAGCCAGAUUCCUUGAUAUCACAAGUUACAAAAUCUGUCACCUUCACGUAUGAUUUUGUCGCUGCUCUUCUUUCAUUUUGGGAUUUUUCUUUUCAUCGGUAGCUUUGUCUUGAUUUGCCUGGACUGAAACAUACUUUCUUUCUUUUACCCUCCCCCCCCUGUUCAUUGCAAACAGAAACGGGGCAAAUGUAGUCUGUCACAGCCUGGACCCUCUGUGAGCAGUCCACUCCACAGGUACCUUUCUGUUGGUUUCUAGCACACCCAGAAGAUAAUGGAACUCAUCAUCCCAUGAUGCACUUGGAGGCUUAUUCAAACUCCCUAAUCCUUCCUGAGUGGGAAACCUUAGCCUUGUUAAAAAGACAACAAUGAUAAUACAAGUUUUUCGACCUUUUUUUUGCCAGAUUAGCAGAUCAUGAUAGUGAAUUCCAUCAUCUUCUGUACGUCUAGACGCUCUGUGUAGGCUAGGGGACGAGGUGAAAUGCAGCCCACACAUCCUUGAUAAAGGAGUCACACAAGGAAUGAUGCAAGGCCUCUUCUCCGCCACUGUCCUCGGCUGCUUAAUAUCGCUAACCCGAGGGCAUUUCUUACAUAUAACACAAAUACUUCUCUACGUCUAACUUUCCCUCGCUGUUACUGAGCAAUUACCGAGCCAGUACGUGUCUGCAAUGAACAAUGCAAAGGCUGCAGUUUCUCUUUCUCUCUGGCUCUCCUCCUCCUCUUUCUUCCUCUCUUGUUUGUGUACGACAUUUCUUCUUCUUCCUCUUCUGCUGCUAAAUCACCAACUAUCCACCAUCGCUCCCCCCUCAGUCUGCCAUCUGUGAGUCUUGCCUCUCAGGUCUCCAUAUGUGAAGUGAUUAAGGGGCACAUUUGGUUAAAGCAAAAAGACAGAGUCAGGGACACUUUGAUUUGAUAUUUUAUUCAUAUAUAUAUAUAAAGCUUUAUUUAUAUAUUUGAAAAGAAGACAGUUUUGACUUAAGCUGAUGGUUAUUAUUAAUUAUACAUACAUUCAACUUUCAAGCUUUCUAGUUUAAUAGAUUUUGUGUUAAAUUAGGCGUAUCAUCCUCAGGCUUUACCUUCAUAUUUAACACACAGACAUGACAGCCAUAUCAAUCUUCUCCUGUAUACUAAAGAAAAUAUAUUAAAGGCACUGUGAGGAGUUUUUCUACACAGUAAAAUAAGAAUAUUAUCUACAGGAUGGGUUAUUUCUGUAUAAUCGGCAUCAGCCCUCAUCAGGCCAUUAGCUUUUCCAAUUAAACCACAUUUUUCUCAUCAUCUAUUAACAGCAUAUCUAAAAUAGUUUGGAUUUAAAUUCUGUUAUCAUGUUUAGAAUAAACAUUUAACCUUCCUCCUGAGUUAAUUUUUACUACGCACCCACUAUGUUAAGGGUCAGUUUUGACCUGAGUCCAUUGAUUCAUUAAAAAUCAUCUAAGACAUGUUACUGGCUAAAAUAACAUGUAUAUUCAGUUUUAACAUGCAUAGAGUGAUGAAUCUGCACAUGGCUUUCUUUUUUAUUUUAACCUCAAUAUUUACCUAAUUUUUUCAGAUUGUUGGGCAGAGAUCCAAAAGUUCCUUGUGGAAGUAUUAUACUGAGCCAAAUCUGAUUAAAUGUUUGCUCAAACGGGUGUGUUUGGUCACCUUUUGUAAGCUGUCAUAACCUUACUUAGUUUCAAUUUGAUACAAUGCAGAUUUCGUCCAAAGGGGUCGCUGCCAUCAACUCAACGUGUAAACUCCUUACUGUGCCUUUAAUCUUUUCCCCUAAACUACUCCUCUGAAAAGCAGCCUAGCUAAACUACAUACUAGAAGAAGCUGUUUCUGAUUGCUAUGCUCUACUCGCCUCGGCAUGCUUUGCAUUUUCAGGGGCCAAAACCUUCCAGAGUCCCUUUUAAAGGAUUCGUCUGAUUACUCAGCUGAUACUUGCAGCAUGCCUUUUGUCUCUUAUCUUAACAUCCUCUGCAAAAGAACUCGAGCUCAGAGUUUGACUGUAUUUGUUUGAUGUAGGAUUGUACAGUUUGUCUUGUGACUGUCUCUGUAACUGUGUUUAUCCACCCCAGUCAAAGUCGGCAUGUAGAUCACAAUGUGGGACAUUGUCCAGACAUUGUUUUGAACCAUACAAGCAAUGUCUUCUGAACACAGCAUGGUGCUCACAUCAAGCACUGUCAUGCAGUUCUCCUGUCUCUGAACUGAGGUCUUAUUUGGAUUGAAAUUUGUGAGAGAAACACCUCAUCUCUGAAGCUUUGAGAGAUCAGAUUAUUGAGUUACAGAGCAGCUCCAGCAGAGUUUGUUUAUUAAAUCAGACUAAUUAAAUUGUCAGUCAUUUUUACUGAGUUUAUUUUUGUGAACAGCAGAGAGACACAUUUGAGGACAUGAUUAUAAUGAGGCCAUACAGACCUAAAGUCAGGUUCUCAAAAGACAAAACAGAUAGUCUUUUGUGUUCUGUUCAGUGGGUUUAAGUAACUAAACGUCAGUCUGUGCUGCGUUGUGAAUGCGCGUGUGUGUGAGCAGGUCUCCCGACGCUGGAUCCGUUUCCUCCCCUUCUGAUGCGGACACAUCGCCAGCGAGCGCGUCCUCUCUGCUGUGGCGCGUGCUCUGGUUCGCGCUGCCCCUCCAGUUCUUCCUGCUCCUGCUGGUGGUCUUCGCCUUCCUGCUGCCGCUCUCCGAGGAGGACUACUGCGCUCAGUCCAACAACUUCGCUAACUCCUUAUACCCGAUGCUGAGCUACACUAACGGACCACCUCCAGUGUAGGCUGGGCGACUGACACAGCAUUUAAUUCCAGUAUUAGUACAUGAGUAUGACCUGAAUUGAAAUCACGUUGGUAUCCUCAAAUGGCCAAUUACAUGGGAAGCAAAAAUCUAUCUCGGUCAUCCAUUUGCACUGCAAAAAAAUCAGCGGCCAUCUACAGACAAUAUCUAGGUGUGUAGCACAUAGAAUCAAGCAUCUCACUAUGUUACUCUGUGUAAAGCCGUGUCGAAUAAGGACUAUCUUUGGUGUAACUAAACUGAAGAGACUACGUUUGCCCACAGUGGACAUUUCUGGAUGAACUGAAGAUCAAAUCAGCCGUGUAUACAUGUUUGUAUUUCUCUGAAGAGGUCUGUCAGCGAUUGGCACCAAAGUUAAAUGCUGGAAAAUUAGCCUGUGAAUUUGCUUGUAACUCGAAAAUUUGUAAGAAAAAAAAUAACAAAAAAUAACAUUGAAUAUAUCUCACAUUGCAAUAUUUUUUUACCUGUAUUUUGGCAUGCAUUUCUCAUCAUUGUUUUUAUUUACCGACAUCCUCCAUUGUGUCCGUGGUAAACAAACCGUCGUUAACUUGAGAUACAUUAACUCAUGUAAGCUUGAUCGAAGCCAAGUGCUGCGGUUUAAUACGGAAACCAGACACAAGAGAUUAACCUUUAACUGUGUUCAUUCAUGCUCUUUCUACAUUUUGCUGUUUUAUUUUUUAAACAAAAUAUGAAAUAUGACUUUAUGAUCGAGAGUUAUGAUAUACAUAGAACCACUGUAUAUUUUGUAUGACUGUCAAUUCCGUAUCAAAUGUAUAACAGUAUGAGAUUAUUAAACAUGUAAAUAUGAAUAUGAGAAAUAUAUGUAUAUGCGCCCAUGGAAAACAAUGAAUGCCAAAUCCUCUUUGUGAUAUUUGUCUUUUUAUUUGUUUU
Molecule: messenger RNA, 72676 nt
Organism: Xyrichtys novacula (pearly razorfish)
Lineage: Eukaryota; Metazoa; Chordata; Actinopteri; Labriformes; Labridae
Source: the annotation of a GenBank genome assembly